This is a messenger RNA of Pelobates cultripes (western spadefoot toad), 55703 nucleotides long. NCBI's taxonomy places the organism in Eukaryota, Metazoa, Chordata, Amphibia, Anura, Pelobatidae. The record is from the annotation of a GenBank genome assembly.
CCGGAAGUCCGCCGAGAACCGCUUCCGGACACGUUCUGUUGAUGGUUGCAUCAGAAUUUGCCGGAAUCGCUGAGAAUGGCAGCUGCUGGGGAUCAGAGUGAGUAUACCGGCGGCUCAGAGUCAGAGUCAGUGGAGACAGCACGAACAGUGUGUAAUAACCAUGUAAUAACAUGCUGCAUGGGGACAGUGACAUGUGCUGCCUGUCAUUGUACAUUGCACUAUAUGGACUGCAUCUUACAGCCUGUGUGUGAUUAUUAUAUGGACUGCUCCUUAUAGCAUGACCUGUGUGUGAUUAUUAUAUGGACUGCUUCUUACAGCCUGACCUGUGUGUGAUUAUUAUAUGGACUGCUCCUUAUAGCAUGACCUGUGUGUGAUUAUUAUAUGGGCUGCUUCUUCCAGCCUGACCUGUGUGUGAUUAUUAUAUGGACUGCUCCUUAUAGCAUGACCUGUGUGUGAUUAUUAUAUGGACUGCUUCUUCCAGCCUGACCUGUGUGUGAUUAUUAUAUGGACUGCUCCUUAUAGCAUGACCUGUGUGUGAUUAUUAUAUGGGCUGCUUCUUCCAGCCUGACCUGUGUGUGAUUAUUAUAUGGACUGCUUCUCAUAGCAUGACCUGUGUGUGAUUAUUAUAUGGACUGCUUCUUACAGCCUGUGUGUGAUUAUUAUAUGGACUGCAUCUUACAGCCUGUGUGUGAUUAUUAUAUGGACUGCUUCUUACAGCCUGUGUGUGAUUAUUAUAUGGACUGCUUCUUACAGCAUGACCUGUGUGUGAUUAUUAUAUGCACUGCUUCUUACAGCCUGACCUGUGUGUGAUUAUUAUAUGGACUGCUCCUUAUAGCAUGACCUGUGUGUGAUGAUUAUAUGGACUGCUUCUUACAGCCUGACCUGUGUGUGAUUAUUAUAUGGACUGCUUCUUACAGUAUGACCUGUGUGUGAUUAUUAUAUGGACUGCUUCUUACAGCAUGACCUGUGUGUGAUUAUUAUAUGGACUGCUUCUUACAGCAUGACCUGUGUGUGAUUAUUAUAUGGAUUGCUUCUUACAGCAUGACCUGUGUGUGAUUAUUAUAUGGACUGCUUCUUACAGCCUGACCUGUGUGUGAUUAUUAUAUGGACUGCUCCUUAUAGCAUGACCUGUGUGUGAUUAUUAUAUGGGCUGCUUCUUCCAGCCUGACCUGUGUGUGAUUAUUAUAUGGACUGCUCCUUAUAGCAUGACCUGUGUGUGAUUAUUAUAUGGGCUGCUUCUUCCAGCCUGACCUGUGUGUGAUUAUUAUAUGGACUGCUUCUCAUAGCAUGACCUGUGUGUGAUUAUUAUAUGGACUGCUUCUUACAGCCUGUGUGUGAUUAUUAUAUGGACUGCAUCUUACAGCCUGUGUGUGAUUAUUAUAUGGACUGCUUCUUACAGCCUGUGUGUGAUUAUUAUAUGGACUGCUUCUUACAGCAUGACCUGUGUGUGAUUAUUAUAUGCACUGCUUCUUACAGCCUGACCUGUGUGUGAUUAUUAUAUGGACUGCUCCUUAUAGCAUGACCUGUGUGUGAUGAUUAUAUGGACUGCUUCUUACAGCCUGACCUGUGUGUGAUUAUUAUAUGGACUGCUUCUUACAGUAUGACCUGUGUGUGAUUAUUAUAUGGACUGCUUCUUACAGCAUGACCUGUGUGUGAUUAUUAUAUGGAUUGCUUCUUACAGCCUGACCUGUGUGUGAUUAGUAUAUGGGCUGCUUCUUACAGCAUGACCUGUGUGUGAUUAUUAUAUGGACUGCUUCUUACAGCCUGACCUGUGUGUGAUUAUUAUAUGGGCUGCUUCUUACAGCAUGACCUGUGUGUGAUUAUUAUAUGGACUGCUUCUUACAGCCUGACCUGUGUGUGAUUAUUAUAUGGACUGCUUCUUACAGCCUGUGUGUGAUUAUUAUAUGGACUGCAUCUUACAGCCUGUGUGUGAUUAUUAUAUGGACUGCUUCUUACAGCCUGUGUGUGAUUAUUAUAUGGACUGCUUCUUACAGCAUGACCUGUGUGUGAUUAUUAUAUGCACUGCUUCUUACAGCCUGACCUGUGUGUGAUUAUUAUAUGGACUGCUCCUUAUAGCAUGACCUGUGUGUGAUGAUUAUAUGGACUGCUUCUUACAGCCUGACCUGUGUGUGAUUAUUAUAUGGACUGCUUCUUACAGCAUGACCUGUGUGUGAUUAUUAUAUGGACUGCUUCUUACAGCAUGACCUGUGUGUGAUUAUUAUAUGGACUGCUUCUUACAGCCUGACCUGUGUGUGAUUAUUAUAUGGGCUGCUUCUUACAGCAUGACCUGUGUGUGAUUAUUAUAUGGACUGCUUCUUACAGCCUGACCUGUGUGUGAUUAUUAUAUGGGCUGCUUCUUACAGCAUGACCUGUGUGUGAUUAUUAUAUGGACUGCUUCUUACAGCCUGACCUGUGUGUGAUUAUUAUAUGGGCUGCUUCUUACAGCCUGACCUGUGUGUGAUUAUUAUAUGGACUGCUUCUUACAGUAUGACCUGUGUGUGAUUUAUUAUAUGGACUGCUUCUUAUAGCCUGACCUGUGUGUAAUUAUUAUAUGGACUGCUUCUUACAGCCUGACCUGUGUGUGAUGAUUAUAUGGACUGCUUCUUAUAGCAUGACCUGUGUGUGAUUAUUAUAUGGACUUCUUCUCAUAGCAUGACCUGUGUGUGAUGAUUAUAUGGACUGCUUCUUACAGCAUGACCUGUGUGUGAUGAUUAUAUGGACUGCUUCUUAUAGCAUGACCUGUGUGUGAUUAUUAUAUGGACUGCUUCUUAUAGCAUGACCUGUGUGUGAUUAUUAUAUGGAUUGCUUCUUACAGCAUGACCUGUGUGUGAUUAUUAUAUGGACUGCUUCUUACAGCCUGACCUGUGUGUGAUUAUUAUAUGGACUGCUUCUUACAGCAUGACCUGUGUGUGAUUAUUAUAUGGACUGCUUCUUACAGCCUGUCCUGUGUGUGAUUAUUAUAUGGACUGCUUCUUACAGCCUGACCUGUGUGUGAUUAUUAUAUGGGCUGCUUCUUACAGCAUGACCUGUGUGUGAUUAUUAUAUGGGCUGCUUCUUACAGCCUGACCUGUGUGUGAUUAUUAUAUGGAUUGCUUCUUACAGCAUGACCUGUGUGUGAUUAUUAUAUGGACUGCUUCUUACAGCAUGACCUGUGUGUGAUUAUUAUAUGGGCUGCUUCUUACAGCCUGACCUGUGUGUGAUUAUUAUAUGGGCUGCUUCUUACAGCAUGACCUGUGUGUGAUUAUUAUAUGGACUGCUUCUUACAGCAUGACCUGUGUGUGAUUAUUAUAUGGGCUGCUUCUUACAGCAUGACCUGUGUGUGAUUAUUAUAUGGGCUGCUUCUUACAGCAUGACCUGUGUGUGAUUAUUAUAUGGACUGCUUCUUAUAGCAUGACCUGUGUGUGAUUAUUAUAUGGACUGCUUCUUACAGCCUGUGUGUGAUUAUUAUAUGGACUGCUUCUUACAGCCUGACCUGUGUGUGAUUAUUAUAUGGGCUGCUUCUUACAGCAUGACCUGUGUGUGAUUAUUAUAUGGACUGCUUCUUACAGCAUGACCUGUGUGUGAUUAUUAUAUGGGCUGCUUCUUACAGCAUGACCUGUGUGUGAUUAUUAUAUGGGCUGCUUCUUACAGCAUGACCUGUGUGUGAUUAUUAUAUGGACUGCUUCUUAUAGCCUGACCUGUGUGUGAUUAUUAUAUGGACUGCUUCUUAUAGCCUGACCUGUGUGUGAUUAUUAUAUGGACUGCUUCUUACAGCCUGUGUGUGAUUAUUAUAUGGACUGCUUCUUAUAGCAUGACCUGUGUGUGAUUUUUAUAUGGACUGCUUCUUAUAGCAUGACCUGUGUGUGAUUAUUAUAUGGACUGCUUCUUACAGCAGGACCUGUCAGGCUGUAAGAAGCAGUCCAUAUAAUAAUCACACACCAGGUCAUGCUAUAAGAAGCAGUCCAUAUAAUAAUCACACACAGGUCAGGCUGUAAGAAGCAGUCCAUAUAAUCAUCACACACAGGUCAUGCUAUAAGAAGCAGUCCCAUAUAAUAAUCACACACAGGUCAGGCUGUAAGAAGCAGUCCAUAUAAUAAUCACACACAGGUCAGGCUGGAAGAAGCAGCCCAUAUGUGAUUAUUAUAUGGACUGCUUCUUAUAGCCGGACCUGUGUGUGAUUAUUAUAUGGACUCCUUCUUAUAGCCUGACCUGUGUGUGAUUAUAUGGACUGCUUCUUAUAGCAUGACCUGUGUGUGAUUAUUAUAUGGACUGCUUCUUACAGCAUGACCUGUGUGUGAUUAUUUUUUGGACUGCUUCUUAUAGCAUGACCUGUGUGUGAUUAUUCUAUGGACUGCUUCUUACAGCAUGACCUGUGUGUGAUUAUUCUAUGGACUCCUUCUUAUAACAUGACCUGUGUGAUUAUUAUAUUGACUGCUUCUUAUAGCAUGUCCUGUGUGUGAUUAUUAUAUUGACUGCUUCUUAUAGCAUGUCCUGUGUGUGAUUAUUAUAUGGACUGCUUCUUAUAGCAUGUCCUGUGUGUGAUUAUUAUAUUGACUGCUUCUUAUAGCAUGUCCUGUGUUUGAUUAUUAUAUGGACUGCUUCUUACAGCCUGUGUGUGAUUAUUAUAUGGACUGCUUCUUACAGCCUGACCUGUGUGUAUGAUUAUUAUAUGGACUGCUUCUUACAGCCUGACCUGUGUGUGAUUAUUAUAUGGACUGCUUCUUAUAGCAUGACCUGUGUGUGAUUAUUAUAUGGACUGCUUCUUACAGCCUGUGUGUGAUUAUUAUAUGGACUGCUUCUUACAGCAUGACCUGUGUGUAUGAUUAUUAUAUGGACUGCUUCUUACAGCCUGACCUGUGUGUGAUUAUUAUAUGGACUGCUUCUUACAGCAUGACCUGUGUGUGAUUAUUAUAUGGACUGCUUCUUACAGCCUGACCUGUGUGUGAUUAUUAUAUGGACUGCUUCUUACAGCAUGACCUGUGUGUGAUUAUUAUAUGGACUGCUUCUUAUAGCAUGACAUGUGUGUGAUUAUUAUAUGGACUGCUUCUUAUAGCAUGACCUGUGUGUGAUUAUUAUAUGGACUGCUUCUUACAGCCUGACCUGUGUGUGAUUAUUAUAUGGACUGCUUCUUAUAGCAUGACAUGUGUGUGAUUAUUAUAUGGACUGCUUCUUAUAGCAUGACCUGUGUGUGAUUAUUAUAUGGACUGCUUCUUAUAGCAUGUCCUGUGUGUGAUUAUUAUAUUGACUGCUUCUUAUAGCAUGUCCUGUGUGUGAUUAUUAUAUGGACUGCUUCUUAUAGCAUGUCCUGUGUGUGAUUAUUAUAUUGACUGCUUCUUAUAGCAUGUCCUGUGUUUGAUUAUUAUAUGGACUGCUUCUUACAGCCUGUGUGUGAUUAUUUUAUGGACUGCUUCUUAUAGCAUGACCUGUGUGUGAUUAUUGUAUGGACUGCUUCUUAUAGCAUGACCUGUGUGUGAUUAUUGUAUGGACUGCUUCUUAUAGCAUGACCUGUGUGUGAUUAUUAUAUUAUAUGGACCUCUUCUUACAGCCUGACCCGUGUGUGAUUAUUAUAUGGACUGCUUCUUAUAGCCUGACCUGUGUGUGAUUAUUAUAUGGACUGCUUCUUAUAGCCUGACCUGUGUGUGAUUAUUAUAUGGACUGCUUCUUAUAGCCUGACCUGUGUGUGAUUAUUAUAUGGACUGCUUCUUACAGCCUGACCUGUGUGUGAUUAUUAAAUGCACUGCAUCUUACAGCCUGUGUGUGAUUAUUAUAUGCACUGCAUCUUACAGCCUGUGUGUGAUUAUUAUAUGGACUACUUCUUACAGCCUGUGUGUGAUUAUUAUAUGGACUGCUUCUUACAGCCUGACCUGUUUAUGUGUGAUUAUAUACACUCUAUGAUUCUUGUGUCGACUGUGUGAUUAUUGUAUUGAUUAGACUGUGCGAUUAUUAUAUAGACUGUUCUUACAUCCUGACCUGUAUGAUUGAUUAUUGUAUACACUGUGUGAUUAUUAUAUGUACAGUCUCUUACAUUCUUAUCUUUAUUGGUUACAGUGUGUUUGUGUAGACUGCCUUUUACAUAUAUCCUGACCUGCACGUGUGUCUGUGAUUAUUAUAUAGACUGCCACUUGCACCUGACCUGUACUGGUGACAGUGUGCUUAUAUGUGUGACAGUGUGGUUAUUAUAUCCUAAUCUGCAUGUCUGACAAUGUUGUUCUGAUGUAGGUUAUCCCUAUCCGUACCCUGCACUGCAUGUAUCUCAGUAUCAUGGCCGUUACUGCUUCCAAAUAUAUGUAAAUUUUCAGUAACAAGACCACAUUCAUAUCAAUAUACAGUUUAUGUUUACAGGAUCAUAUGGAAUAGUACAGUAUGUUAAACGGACACUAUAGCGGAGGGACGGGGGGGGGGCUAGCUUUCCCAUAGGAGAUCAUUGCUGCAAUGAUUUUUACUGAUGCAGGAUGUCCUCGUGCAGAGCGUGAGAAUGUCCAGCGUUCGUUAGGCGACCAAAACUCGCCCAGGAAGCACCUCUAGUCGCUGUCUUAAUACUGCAAAAUAACCAUUGCAGUUUUUUUUUUUACAUUGCUGGACUAAGGAUUAUUAUAUGGGCACUGCACCCAGACCAUUUCAAUGAGCGUAUGUGGUCUGGGUGCCUGUAGUGUCCUGUUAAGAUUUUUUGUGUGUAGAAGGAAAUGAUUUUCACUCACUUUGCUCUACCAGUACUGAGAAAAAUGACACAAGAACAAAUAGCAGGCAUUAAUACUGCAAAAAAUCAUUAAUGAUGACUGACAAAACCAUUUACUUAAGCGAUAUUUGUUCAUGAAAACAGUCAAUCUAUUUUGCAAACAACUACAAAUUUACCGUUUAACACCUUAAGGACCAAACUUCUGGAAUAAAAGGGAAUCAUGACAUGUCACACGUCAUGUGUCCCUAAGGGGUUAAAGAGCUAUUUUUUAAUUGAUUGCGAGGGGAAUAGUGGUUUAAAAAAAAAAAGACAACACAUACAGCCCUUCUUUGUUCUGGGCAAGUUUAUCACCCCGUGAGGCUCAAGGCAAACUCAUGCACAAUAAGGCAUAUGUGCUGAAAUGCAGUCCUCGCGCAUGCAUAACUGGUCAUUUCUCGCACAGUACUAUAUUUCCAUACGAUACACCGGGGGUAGGAGGUUUAAUUACGUUUACAUGAUACGUUUUCACUAUGGUUGGACAGCCAGGUAUACAAUGUAAAUUCAAAAAAAUUCAAACUACUAGGAAUUUUAAUAAAAUAACAGCAUAAACCACAGCUAGCUUUUAAAUUGUGCAAACUAUCAGACUAUUCCACUUAAAAGAAGUGAUUCUAGAAAUUCUAAAAAUGUUGAUACUACAAUCUGAAGUUAGUGUCAAUAAUUGUGGAAAUAAUGUAUAGGUGUGGCUUUUUCCAUAUUUGAAAUGGUUUCUGUUGUGACCUGUAGCUGUAAUUUCAUGCUGUUUGUACAUAAAUUACAUUUCACUUGCAUUUGCUUUUUGUUUAUAUUUUUUUAAAGAGAUACUAUAGGCACCAAAACUACUGUAGCUUGAUGAAGCAGUUUUUAUGUAUGGAUCAUGACCCUGCAGUUUCUAGUAGACAGCCACUAGAGGAGGACUUAACCCUGCAAUGUAAAUAUUGCAGUUUUUGAAAACUCCAAUAAUUACACUUGCAGGAUUAAGGGUAGUGGGAGUUGGCACCCAGACCACUCCAAUGGGCAGAAGUGGUCUGGGUGCCUGGAGUAUCCCUUUAAUAUAGAAUUUAUCUACUGCUCUGUUAAAGGACCACUAUAGUGCCCUGAGGAUGCCCCUCCCGCCAGGCUGGAUGGCGAGGAAAGGGUUAAAACGUACCUUUUUUUCCAGCGCCGGGCGGGGAGCUCCCCUUCGGCUGAAUGCGCAUGCGCGGCAGGAGCUGCACGCGCAUUCAGCCAGUCUCAUAGGAAAGCAUUCAUAAUGCUUUCUUAUGGACGCUGGCAUCUUCUCACUGUGAUUUUCACAGUGAGAAGCACGCAAACGCCUCUAGCGGCUGUCAAUGAGACAGCCACUAGAGGCUGGAUUAACCCUAUUAUAAACAUAGCAGUUUCUCUGAAACUGCUAUGUUUAUAAAAAAAAAGGGUUAAUCCUAGAGGGACCUGGCACCCAGACCACUUCAUUAAGCUGAAGUGGUCUGGGUGCCUAGAGUGGUCCUUUAAUGGCCAACAAGAGCCUGCAGGAGCCUCCCGUGUGAGACUACAGUUUAAUUUACAGAGUUAAAACUAGAGUAUGGUUAGAUCUGAUUAAAAAAAUUAAAAAAAAAUUUUUCUCAUGCAGGCUGUGUCAGUCACAGCCAGGGGAAGUGAGGUUAGGUCUGCAAUAAGCAGAAACAAGAGUGCUUUAACUCCUAAAUGUCAUAGAAUUAAGCAGUGAAACUCCAGGGGCAUGAUAUAUACACCAAAACUGCUUCAUUAAGCUAAAGUAAGCUUGGUGACGAUAGUGUCCCUACAUGUAGAUUAAAUGGCAGUCUGCAUAGACCCACGUAUACACAGCACGCAAUGGCAGUCAGCAGUAGGUAUCCAUUAAUUUAUUCUCUGCAGUAGAUACAUUCCAUAUCCAAUACAUCAGGGCAACACUUUUCAUGUGCUGCCAUUCUGUAUGUAUAUGUCAUGUAAACCAUCCUGGUUAUAUGGGGGUGUCAGCCAUGUCUUGAAAUGCACUCUGGGUACCAAAUAGCAGCAAGUGAUGUCAUAGACAGGGCCUUUUGUACACCUUCUAAUGGUUUUAUAAAUGUAUGGUUUAAUGUAACUGUGAAGCACUUUGGGCAACAACCUUGGCUAUUAAAUGUGCUAUAUAAAUAAAUAAUAACACUUACUCCGCUCACUCCUGUUGUAGACUACUGGUGGAGGCAAGAACACUUCACACAAUUUCCCCAGAAAUUGUAGCUUUUCUAGUAUUAAAUUAAUUGUCUGAAACUGUCUCCCAGUGUGCUCAUGAGAAGCUUUGGGCAUGAAUGUAGGAUUAGUGAAAACAUGAUAGCUGUGGGUUGCUGGCAUGAUCUUUGGUUGGAUUUGUGGUUCUUCCAACCAAAGAGGGUUUCAAAAUGGCUGCAUUACAAAACAAAACGCAAGAAGGCUAUACUACUGUAAGCUUUCACUUUAACCCCUUAAGGACCAGACUUCUGGAACAAAAGGGAAUCAUGACAUGUCACACAUGUCAUGUGUCCUUAAGGGGUUAAACAAUACAAAUAUGUUGAUUGUUUUUCUUUGAUAAAUGUAGCCCUUGAUAGUGUUUUAAAAAGUCAUUUAGUGUAAUGAACUGUGUUUUGCCAGUCUUUACACAGGUAAAGAAAUUCUGUAGGUUUUAUUGCUUAUGGUUGACUAAGCAUGUGAUAGGCUCGUUAGGAAAGUUUCCGAGACGUGGGCGGCAGGUAAUUUAUACUGGCGUUCAGUAAAAUGUGCUAUAUAAAUAAAUAAUAACACUUACUCCGCUCACUCCUGUUGUAGACUACUGGUGGAGGCAAGAACACUUCACACAAUUUCCCCAGAAAUUGUAGCUUUUCUAGUAUUAAAUUAAUUGUCUGAAACUGUCUCCCAGUGUGCUCACGAGAAGCUUUGGGCAUGAAUGUAGGAUUAGUGAAAACAUGAUAGCUGUGGGUUGCUGGCAUGAUCUUUGGUUGGAUUUGUGGUAAUUUAUACUGGCGUUCAUUAAAUGUCCUACAUUGGAUUUGUAAUUGGAGUACAACUGUUUUGUCAUUUCACCCUCACCUGUUUAAUAGCCAGUAAUUAAUGUUUCAAUUUGUCUCUUCCUCGUCAUAUCUAUGUGAUUUAUUACUUUAGGUUAACUAGCAUAUAUACUUCCCUAGUGUCCUUUUUUAGGAGGGAAGUCCAUAAUCAGUCUUCGUAAAUAAGACACAUUUUUCUUGUUCUAAAUUCCAUUUUAGCGGGAUACAGUACGUUAUUGGUAAGUCACCUUAAAAUGUCUCAGAAGAGCCCCGCACCUGUUCACACCCUGUUAAUAGCGCUAAAAUAAAAGUGUUAUUCAUAUGAAAUAUUGGGAGAUAUGCCAGCAUCAUCACAGCCCUUUCCGUGUUGUGUAGGGGUGUUCCACACACAUUGUAGGAAAUAGAGGUUUUUAGCUAUUCUGUGAAAGUGACAAUCCAAAUUGGAAUUGCCCACCUCAAGUUUCAAAAUAUUGAAAAAUUAAAGAUAGAUAUCUCCUGGUUAUGCGUGUUUUUUUACAUUUGGGUUUUUGAUAAACCUCACAUAUACUAUAUAUGUCUAUAUAAUGAAAAACCCAUAAUUUUGGGCUCGACAAAUUCCAGAUGCCGGGUUGCCAUGGCAACCAGGAAUUUUGUUCUGGUGCCUGGUUUUUGUGUGCCUGUUUCCUCCGAGGCGGGCGGCAAGGGAGAUGUGAUAUUCUGAUGCUGGGGGCUGCAAUAUGAUGUUGCCCCGGCAUCACUAAGCGGCGCAUGAGGGAGCAGAGCAGGAAGAUCAGUGCUCCCUUGCCGCCUGCUGUAAUAUGCCGGCACACCUCCUUUCCCCCGUAGCUGCCCACUCAUUGGACCCCAGGAACGCCGAUGCACUCUAGUUCUCCGAUGGUAGGGAGGCUGGAUGGAUUUAAAUUGAAACAUAUAAUAAUGGUAUGUGUUAGUCAGUGUAUUUUGUGUGUGUGUUCAGAAUACAGAAUGUCUGGGCACACCCCUGGUUUCCUCAUAAGGCAGUCUUUAGGGGAGGAGCACAGAAAACAGACAGAGUUAAACUUCUAAGACAGCUGCUAAGAGCUGUCAUUUGCAUGCUGCCAUUGUUAAAGAGACACUCCAAGCACCAUAACCACUACAUUUUGCUGUAGUUGAUAUGGUGCACAGAUGCUCCCCCAAUGUAAGUAAUGAAAUCUUUUAGAACAAUUUGCCUUAUUACCUGGGGUCGGCAGAGUGUUACCCCUAGUAUGGCAAACCGGAGAGCUGGAAGCUCUCUGUCGGAGCUAAACCCGGAGGUGCAAGGCUCAUUUCAUUGGUUGAAAGGGAUAAAUUGGCAGUCUCAGCCAACACGCUAGCCCUAUGGUGCAGGGCUUAGCGCAUGAUAGCUAAUUAAACUCAUAAGCAGGAGCUUCCAGCUCUAUUGGGCUGCUGAGGAUGUGUUGAGCAGCACCUGGCGCACCCCAGGAGAGAAGUCAGACUGUUCUAAAAUGUUUUCUGUGUUCCUUUAAUGCUAUCCAAAUUCGCCUCCCCUGAAGCACGUGCUGAGUUACCAAUCACUUCACACAGUUCAGAUUAGUAACCAGAGUACUGGGCUCCUAUGUGAUGGGUUAACACUACUUGUCCCAUAAAUCACUGCUGGACAGAGAAUAAUGGAUUAAGAACAGAUCCGACAGACCAGAAUCAGAGGUUCCUGUUAAUUUUCUUUUCUUUUCAUGAUUUAAAGAAACACUAUAGUGCUGGAAUACAUCAUUUGGUCCCAAGCCCUCCUCUCUCUGGAGAUUAAAGGUGUUUUUAGUUACCUAUUCUUCCUUGCCGCACCAGUCUCGCCACGGCUGCUCCCUCCUCCUUAUCUGAUAUCAUCAGUCUUGAUGAUCUCAGCCAAUCACUUGCUUUCCUGUAGGAAAGCACUGGGAGGCUAUUGUGUAUGAACGGUAAGACGCAGCCCUCAUUUCCUCAUAGAGAUGCAUUGAAACAAGCAUUCAGCAUCUCCUUGCAGUGUGUGGAAACGCUAAAUGUAGGUGCUGCACAAUAUGCAGCACUGACCCAGGAAGCACUUGUUGUGGCUGUCACUAAAGGUGUUUUUAGGCAGUGAUGUAAAAGGCAGUGUUUAUAUUGAAAAGCGCGCGGGCAAGCUGUAGACACCAUAACAACUACAUUAUCUAUAAAAUAUGAUGGUUGGGGAAUAUUGUUUCCUCUUUAAGUAUAGUAUUUCCGCUUUGUUUUUCAACACAUCGGAUUGUGAAACUUUCAUCAAUGAAAGCUCCAGUCACACCCUGUUUAUGAUCUCUGCAAGCAAAGAUUCAUACAGUGUUUCUAGUUUAAUAAAGGCGCCUCCUCUCCUUGAUCCAGCUCUGACCAGAACGACCCAGCUUUAUCUAAAUCACAUAGCUCCUUUGGAAAGUACCACCGCCAGCUGUGAAUUGUUAGCAGGUCUAAGACUUCUCCUGAGAAUUGAUCAUACGUAUAGGAAGUGUAGUCGGUGCCUCCCUCCCUCCCCUCAGAAGUUACCAGAAAGAUUUACGGAGACUGGUAACCCUGUUACAUUGUUACUAUCCUAUUAUGACACCUGUGGGUUGCUAGUGGUAUUGUUUCUAUAGUUCUGUUAAUCUGUUGAAAUUGUUUCAUCCUAUUCUGUCACAAAAAAAUACAUUUCAUCUUUUUUUCUUUUUUUUUUUUUCUUUGAGUGUUAUAGUUUUCAUAAAAUACACAAGGAAAUGCAGGGACUGCUUUUCCUUAUCUAUAUAGCAGCCAAACGUUGACACAACUUGACAAUGGGCAGAGCAUACGCAGAGUACUAUUUCAGUUGCCAGUCAGAUUUACCCACAAUCCAUCAGCAAAAUGAGUUCCACCGAAGGAAAUAGCAAAUAUCAUGGGCAGAGGAGAACAAAAUGGCUGCACCCAGGAAUUGAAAUCCGACACAAGGAAGAAAAUAUAAGUAGAAACAAGGAAGGAUGUAUAAUCAUUAAGAUACAAGGGGCAUAAGGAAAGAAAGAAAAAAAAAAUUAAAAUGACAGGGCUGCUUUAAGAGAUUUGUUUUUUAAAGGACCACUCGGAGAGGGCGUGCUUCCUCAUUUGCUUUGUGCUGUAGCACAUAGAGAAGAAUGACAGAAGCAGCAUGCAUCCUGCUUCCCAAUACUUCAUUUAGUGAUGGUCUCCUUGAGGCCGAGUGGAGCUGUGGUGGUGUGUUUAUUUAAAACUCAGGACAAAAAUUUAAAUGUUUGUUAUAAUAUACACUUUAUAAUUAAACUAUACUGACAUAACUGCCGUCACUAAAGUAGGACUUUUAAUGCAAAUUAAUUUGUGUUUACCCUUUGGAAAAAUGAAUUGUAUCAGUGUGCAUGUUUUGCUUACCCGCUUGUUUUUUUUUUUUAAAUUUUAGUGCAUGUUUUCUGAGUUGAUAGUAAGAUGAUGACAAAAAUCGUGUAUGUAUUGCUUUUUUUUUUUUUUUUUAUGAUUUGGCUACUCUGGUCUUAAAGGGACAUUAUAGGCACUCAAACCACUUCAUCUCACUGAAGAGGUUUGUAUACAGUGUUCCAAUUGCAGUUUUAGGCAAAACAACGCUGGAAACGACACUAGGCUUCCCAUAGGAAAGCAUUGAGUCAGUACUUUCCUAUGUGGAAGGCUUCGCCAUGCAUUAACAUUAACAUUUUUUUAAAUUUUUUUUUUUUAAAUGCUCUUCGCUGUGGCAGGGCUGGAGAGGGGAAGGGGGAUACUAUAUUUGUGCAACGUAAUCUACUGUUCCCAUGAUCCUUUACUGCUUUGGAAUUGUAUAAUUGCGCAUGAUUUGCUUGUUUAUGGAGCACUGUGGUAACCCUUGUUGAUAAACUGUUUUGUGCAUCUCUUGCAGCUCAGAGCUACCAUUCUAUUCUGAACAUUAGUGAGCCGAAUGCCAGACUGAACGCUUUGAACGAGUUCCUCAGCACUCGUAGUUAUAUCCAGGGCUACACGCUUUCUCAGGCUGAUAUAGAUGUAUUCAAACAGCUCCCAGGACCUCCUCCUGAUCAUUACUUCCAUGUGGUUCGGUGGCAAAAGCACAUAGCGGCAAUCUCUAGUGACUCUACUGUAAAGAGUGCCUCAAAUAAAUUGCAGUUGUGUGAGUAACACAUUUCUAAGUAUCUUCAUGUUUAUAGAACAUAGUUAUCAAGAGGAGUGUUUGCUGAAUGACACUGACGUGUUCCUCUUUGAAAAGCUAUCUGGAUUUCUUAUUGAGGUUUUUAAUUAUGGAGUUGUUUUUUUUUUUUUAGUUACCCUUUAUAAUUUACAAGUAUAGAAGCCAGAGAUUGGUUAUGCACAGGAACCAUGUAGCACUUGUAACCAUGUAGAAAAAAAAAGUUCCUUCUUGGAGUGCUUUACGUAGACUUAAUAUGAUGAUCCCCGUUCUUUAUAACUUAGUUUGUGUUUCUGGAGUUCUCUGGAUAUUUGGUAACACUGAUUUUUAACCCCUUAAAGGACCACUAUAGUGCCAGGAAAACAUACUCGUUUUCCUGGCACUAUAGUGCCCUGAGGGUGCCCCCACCCUCAGGGUCCCCCUCCCGCCCGGCUCUGGAAGGGGGAAAGGGGUAAAAACUUACCUUUUUCCAGCGCUGGGCGGAGAGCUCUCCUCCUCCUCUCCGCCUCCGUUACGCCCCGCUGGCUGAAUGCGCACGCGCGGCAAGAGCGCAUUCAGCCGGUCUCAUAGGAAAGCAUUUACAAUGCUUUCCUAUGGACGCUGGCGUGCUCUCACUGUGAUUUUCACAGUGAGAAGCACGCAAGCGCUUCUAGUGGCUGUCAAUGAGACAGCCACUAGAGGAUUAGGGGGAAGGCUUAACCCAUUCAUAAUUAUAGCAGUUUCUCUGAAACUGCUAUAAUUAUGAAACAAUGGGUUAACCCUAGAAGGACCUGGCACCCAGACCACUUCAUUAAGCUGAAGUGGUCUGGGUGCCUAGAGUGGUCCUUUAAGGACACAACUUCUGGAAUAAAAUGGAAUCAUGAUGGAAUAUUUCCGUCAUGUGUCCUUAAGGGGUUUUAAACUAUUUUCCCUUUUCAAGGCCUGAAUAGUGGAAAAUGGGAUAUUAAAGUCCAUAUUAUUUACAAUUCGAGGGUGCCAAAGUUUUUUUGGGAUUUGUAUCCUGGAUAUUCCAUUCUUUUAUAUCCGUAAUCUGGGAAGUAAAUCAUUUGACAUAUUUUUGGCGCAAAUGUGCUGUGAGUUAGUGGAAUGGCAAUAUUCCACAGGAUGUUUGGUAUGUGCUGGUGCAAUACGCUAUGACCCUGUAUCCACUGUGCCACUGUAUUAGAAGCAUCAUUUCAUGUACUAUCUGUGUUAGCCAUGUGGUAGCUACUAAACACAUAUAUUAAAUGCUGCCAUUCCUUAUUUUGUUUUAGUAUUUUUUGGGGUUUUGGCCCUUAAAGGGACGCUAUAGUCACCAGAACAUCUACAGCUUAAUGUAGUUGUUCUGGUAGUAUAGUCAGUCCCUGCAGAUGUUUUGCGGUAAACACUGUCUUUUCAGAGAAAAGGCAUUGCUUACAUUACAGCCUAGGAACGCCUCCAGUGACCACUCAUCAGAUGGCUACUAGAGGUGCUUCCUGAGGCAUUGCUGCACAGUGUGCAGCACUGACAGUCAGUGUCUACACCCUCAGCCUGGAGAGGCUGAACUUUCCUCAUAGAGCUACAUUGAUUUAAUGCAUCCCUUUCAAGGGAUAUUCUGAUUGGCCAGGGUGGUGUUUGGCUCCACCCCCCUAGCCCACCUCUUUGGCUGAGAUCAUCAGAAUUCACAAUCUCAGCCAAUCAAAUGCUUUCCUAUGAGAAAGCAUUGUGAUUGGCUAAAAUCACCAAUUCUGAAGAUGUCAGCCAAAGAGGCAGAUCAGGGGCAGAGCCAGCACCAGUAGACUGUAAGAAAGGUACGAUUUUACUAUAUUUAGUGGGGCUAGUGGUCUAGAUUGACGUUUGUGUUCCUGACCCUAUAGUGUUCCUUUACUUUUUUUAUUUUUUAUUAUUGAACUAGGAUUUCAAAUUACUUGUUUUUUUUUCUGUUUAAGCCAUUCUGUUGUUGAUUUACUUCUAUGCUUCGGGUCAUUGUCCUGUUGCAACACCCAUCUUCUGUUGAGCUUCAGCUGGUAGACAGAUGGCCUUAAGUUCUCCUGCAAAAUGUCUUGAUAAACUUGGUAAUUCAUUUUUCCUUCGAUGAUAGCAAUCCGUCCAGGCCCUGACCCAGCAAAGCAGCCCCAAACCAUGAUGCCCCCACCACCAUACUUCACAGUUGGGAUGAGGUUUUGAUGUUGGUGUGCUGUGCCUUUUUUUCGCCACACAUAGUGUUGUGUGUUUCUUCCAAAAAACUCAACUUUGGUUUCAUCUGUCCACAGAAUAUUUUGCCAGCACUGCUGUGGAACAUCCAGGUGCUCUUGUGCAAACUGUAAACGUGCAGCAAUGUUUUGUUUGGACAGCAGUGGCUUCCUCUGUGGUAUCCUCCCAUUAAAUCCAUUCUUGUUUAGUGUUUUACGUAUUGUAGAUUCGCUAACAGGGAUGUUGGCAUUUGCCAGUGACUUUUGUAAGUCUUUAGCUGACACUCUAGGAUUCUUCUUCACCUCAUUGAGCAGUCUGCACUGUGCUCUUGCAGUCAUCUUUACAGGACGGCCACUCUUAGGGAGAGUAGCAGCAGUGCUGAACUUUCUCCAUUUAUAGACAAUUUGUCUUACCGUGGACUGAUGAACAGCAAGGCUUUUGGAGAUACUUUUAUAACCCUUUCCAGCUUUAUGCAAGUCAACAAUUCUUAAUUGUAGGUCUUCUGAGAGCUCUUUUGUGCGAGGCAUCAUUCACAUCAGGCAAUGCAUCUUGUGAAAAGCAAACCCAGAACUGGCGUGUGUUUUUUAAAGGGCAGGGCAGCUGUAACCAACACCUCCAAUCUCAUCUCACUGAUUGGACUCCAGUUGGCUGACAUCUCACUCCAAUUAGCUCUUGGAGAUGUCAUUAGUCUAGGGGUUCACAUACUUUUUCCACCUGCACUGUGAUUGUUUACAUGAUGUGUUCAAUAAAAACAUGGCAAGAUUUCAUUCUUUGUGUGUUAUUAGUUUAAGCAGACUGUGAUUGUCUAUUGUUGUGACUUAGAUUAUGAUCAGAUCACAUUUUAUGACCAAUUUGUGCAGAAAGCCAUAUCAUUCCAAAGGGUUCACAUAGUUUUUCUUGCAACUGUAUAUGGUGGUCUUCCAGUUGGCCAUUUCUGCUCUCUGAUUUACCUGUGUUAAAGAGACACUGUAUGACCUGGGCUGCCCUUGUGCCUCCAUUAAUAUGCAUAUGCACAGUUACGGAACCUUUUCACACAAAAAAAACUCCCAGUUAGCUAGGAGGGCCUGGUGGAAAUGCUCAUGAGCUUGGCAAUACCCAGGAGCCAGAGACACGUCCUUAAGAAAAUCUUGCUUCUUGUGAUUAACUUUCAGGAGAAUUUUAUUUAAAACCCUUCGAAAGCAUCCAUUCAGUACAGUAGCUAUUAAUAAGAUACUUUUGGCUCUUGGUUUGUAUUUUCAGAUACUGUAAAGCAUGGCUUUGGGGGAUGGGGCAAUAGUUACUAAAUAUUUGUCCAGCGUCAAAAAUAUACAAAACCUCUUUACACACAGAGCUUCACAUGGAGUAAGAAGCUGCCGUUUAACAUGUCACAGUCAGUAUAGGAUGUAUUUUGUUCUAGGAAGGUCAGUAAAGAUACAGAAUGUACAUUUUUCUAAAUUAUUAAAGGACCACUGUAGGCACCCAGACCACUUCAGCUCAAUGAAGUGGUCUGGGUGCCAGGUCCCCCUAGUUUUAACCCUGCAGCUGUAAACAUAGCAGUUUCAGAGAAACUGCUCUGUUUACAUUGCAGGGUUAAUCCAGCCUUUAGUGGCUGUCUCCCUGACAGCCACUAGAAUCUGCUUCUGCGAUUCUCAGUUUGAAAAUUGCAUUAAACUCACGCUGGACGUCCAUAGGAAAGCAUUGAGUUAUGCUUUCCUAUGGGCGGUUUGAAUGUGCGCACGGCUCCGGCCGCGCAUUCGGAGCGGACGUCGGUAGGGGGAGGAGAGGUCACCAGCGCUGAGGGAGCCCAGCGGGAUGGGGGCAUAUUUAUCAGAGUGUUCUGAAAAGUAGUGAUUAAAUUCCGUGAACUAAAAAGUGGCUUUUCUUCAUAAUUAGUUUGCCAUAAGGGACACUAUAUAGUCAUCAGAACAAAUACAGCUUAAUGUCGUUGUUCUGGUGUCUAUAACCUGUCCAUGCAAGCGUUUUAAUUUAAAACACUGCCUUUUCAGAGAAAAAGAACGCCUUGUGGGCUGACCUCAUCAGAAUUGACGAUCUCCGCAAAUCCAUUGCUUUCCUAUGGGAAAUCAAUUCUGAUGAUGUCAACCAAGGAAGCGGAUAAGGGGCGGAGUUUGCGCCGACAGACACGCGCAGCGCUGGAAUAAGGUAGUUUUUACUAUAUUUAAGGGGGUAAGGGAGAGCCUGGGGGCUUUAUAAUGUUUUUUUUUUUUUUUAACACUAUAGGGUCAGGAAUACACAUUUAAUUUCUGACCCUAUAGGGUUCCUUUAAUUCAACCGGAUACAUUCUUUAGCUAGUUUAACAAACUUCACACAUUUUUUUUUUUUUAAUGGAAUUUUUAAUCUUAUUUCAGGUAAGGGAAGACGCACUCAGCCACAAUGGUUAGCUCCAGAAGCCAAAGAACAACCAAAACUACGUCUGUAUAACAGUCUCACCCGCAACAAGGUAUGCUAAAUAAUUGCUACCAAACCUUACUCCAAGCAGAGUAAUGCUUUGUUGGUCAUGGCACCUUUUAGCAUAUUUUUAAAUUUUUUUAUUAAAGUACUAUUUUAUACAUUUCAAUUGCGAAUGAAAUGAUUAUUCAGUUUGUUUUCUUUCAUUUCUGUAGGAUGUGUUUGUGCCCCAGAAAGGUAAAAAAGUUACGUGGUAUUGCUGUGGACCAACUGUGUAUGAUGCCUCUCACAUGGGACAUGCUAGGUGCGUGUACAAUCGACUCAUGUUUAUAAAGACUGUUCGAAUCUUCCGCGUAUAUGAUAUUGCAUCCCCUCCUUUAGUAUUUAUGGCCAGAGUUAGUUCUUUCCUAGACACAUUUAUGCAUCUAGGAGAGGGUUUGAAAAUGGAUUAGUCACCAUGUAAACAUGGGGUAUCAAUCUGCUGAUGGCUCAACUUUUAUUUGUUCCAGAAUUGCUCUUUAUUUAAGACCCACGUUGUAUAAUUUGCGUUUGCCUGUCCUUUUGUUUAAAUAAUGCUGAUGAUGUGACAGAGUUCUUUAUUGUUAUAGCUUCACCAUCGGUUUGUCGAUAAUGGCAUUUUAAAGGUCUGUUGGUCGAUUUGUAGCUGUCAUGGAACCCAGUAUUAUGUCCAUCCCAAAAAAUCAAUCCAUAAGAAAUCUUAGCAUCAGGUUAACCAAAUAAGAGCAAAACAUAUUUUAAUAGGAAACGGUUAAAAAAAAAAAAAGAUAAUCUUAAUGUUUCUGUUAUUAAACCAUUUGGUGUACAUGAUCAUAUCUUCCACAAAUGUUAUGGAUAAAAAGAAAUCAGCUCUUAGUGAUAGGGGGUGAAGAAUUGCUGCAACUGGAGACACUGUUCCUUAUAUGUGGCCCAUAUAAAUUUCAUGGUGGGCCCAAUGUGUGCGUGGGCUGCAAUCCAUUUUAUGGGCACUGCUUCCUUGAAUUUCGUAGAUUAGCACAACAAAGGUUUGCUUCUGUUUAAGUAUUAUUAAAAAUAUUUUUUUUUUUUAGGUCAUAUAUUUCUUUUGAUAUCCUGAGGAGAGUGCUAAAAGACUAUUUUAAAUACGAUGUGUUUUACUGCAUGAAUAUCACCGACAUUGAUGAUAAGGUAAGACACCGGUCCAAUAUUAUGUUGUUUUGUCUUUGGCGGUGUAUUUGUUUUUUGCGUGGUGAUAAACGCUCCUGAAUCUACUUUUUUUCUUAUUGUUGGUACAGGCAUGGGGGAGGGAGGAGGUGAUACAAGAAUAUAUCAAGAACAUUAGAAGGUUCACUGGUUAAUGUUUCAGAUGUAAUGCCACAGCUUUUCAUCUGACAGAGGUCAAUAAAAUGAAUACUAUUAGGCUAGGUUUUAAUAACAUCUAGGUUUCAUGUUGUACUUAGUAAUGUGCGAAAGCUAAAUGUUUCUUUCCUGGUUAUGAUUGAUCUGAUCUGGUUAUUAUUGAUCUGAUUAUUAUUAUUAAAAAAUCAUAAUUAUUACUUUGUCAUUUUUUUAGAUUAUUAGGCGAGCCAGACAGAACUAUCUGUUUCAGCAAUACAAGGAGAGACAUCCUACUGCCUCCGCUCUCCUGUUUGAUGUCAAUACAGCAUUAAAGGUUUGUACUCAUUAUUACUCUAAUCCAGUGCUUCUCUCAUUACAAUGAGAUACAUUGACUGCUUGUUGGGUGAGUAGCAUGACUCUAAAAUAAGUCAUAUCAGAAAGCCUCAUAUUAAGGAAAAUUAAAGAGAGUAUACAUGUUUACAUCUGUUUUCAGUCUACUGUGACAUCAUCUCUAAUGUGUGAGUUAAAUAGUAAAAUCAGCUUUAUGAAAUACAGGAGAAAUCACUGGGUUCUGCCUAGUUUAAAGGGAAUUAUAACUUCAGUGAGAUUGUGUUUAUACUGCCUAGAGUGUCUCUUUAACACACGAAAAGCAUUUCAGUCUAUCUAGGGCAAUAGCAUGUUAGUUCAAAGCGGUACUUAAAGGGUUAUUUCCAGCAAAAAAAAACAAAAAAACAAUGUUUUAAUAAACCAUUAAUUUUGGAUGGAGCAACUCUUAUUGGCAUCCCCUCACUCAGAAAAAUAGGGAAAACUUAAAUUUAGUACUGAGGCCAGGUUCUUCCAGCAGCCUGACUCCUCAUCUGGCGUCCCUUCCCUCACUGGAGGGGAUGUUGAGGAGGACUUGGAUGGCAAGACGGGGGUGAGGCAUGCCGCCAUUGGCUGUCUGUCACCAUCAUGGUCUGCAUGCUGACGAUCCAUUCAGAAUUGUCAACAUGUAUAGUCACCAGAACAAAUACAGCUUAAUAUCCCUGCAGGCAUUUUAAUGUAAAACACUGUCAUUUCAGAGAAAAGAACGCCUCAUGGGCUGACCUCAUCAGAAUUGAUGUUCUCUGCAAAUCCAGUGCUUUCCUACGGGAAAUCAGUUCUGAUGAUGUCAACCAAGGAAGCGGAUAAGGGUUGGAGUUAGCGCCGACAGACACGCGCCACACUGGAAUAAGGUAGUUUUUACUAUAUUUAAGGGGCUAAGAGAGAGCCGGGGGCUUUAUAAUGUUUUUUUUGUUUGUUUUUUUGCAUAUCAUUGACAUAAUAGUGGAUAGUGUACAAGUGUAACUUCUGCUAUGUAGGUAGCAACAAAGGGGACAGUUAAUGUCUAACCAUUCAAAAUAGUAUGAGUUAAAAAAAAGUAUGGAUGGCUUGUACAAUAAGUAAUUAGGCUGGAGUGAUUGUGAUUAAUAGAAGGCCCCGGUAAUUAUCAAUUUGUCUUACACACUAGUAGAUUCUUAACUGUUUCGGGGAUGUUGUUUUACGCUGUCAAUAUAGUUAUUGGGAUUUCUAUUGGUGACAUUUGUACAGUUUUAUGACUGACUUUAUUACAUGACUUUAAACUACAGACAGUUCAUCCAUCGACUCAAAACUCCCUUUGUGAGAAAUGACUUCUCAGAGCUGUCGGCAUUUUCAGUGGCAUGAGAAAAGUGAGAGAGAUGAAAAGGGGAAGCUGUGGUCAGAAUUCUGAUUUAAACUGUACAUUCAGUAGCUAUUUUUACUUGCACAAUGUACAGAUAGUUGCUAUAUUUCUGCCUUGCUAUAUGGAGUCUGUGAAAUUCUAAAUAUUACCCUUGGUAAGGUGUGAACAAGCAAAUUUAAGCCCUGUUGUAUAAAUACAUAUUUUUUUUUUUUUUUUAUAUAUAUGUAAUUUAUAACUUUUGCUUUAACUAAAACCUUUGGACUAACCAGCGUGCUUGGGUCCUUUUUAACACCUUCCCCUCCACAGCCAUUUUUACAAAAGCUCAAUGAGACCACUGAUCCUGAUAAAAAGCAGAUGCUUGAGAAGAUUGAGAAGGCCGUGUCUGCUGCAGUCCGUCCACUCGAGGAAGCCCUGAGUCAAAGUUCGGCCGAGGGAGAAAUUUACACAUGCACACGGGUUAGAGUUAUUCUUAUCACAUUAAACAUGCAACCAGUAUGAACAACAAGGGCACAGUGCAAACUUACUGUGUUAUAUAAACCAAUAGAUGGAGCACUGCCCUUGAUUCAGCUUUAGUACCCAUUGUCAGAGUUAGCCAAAGGUAGGAGUUGUGGAUUUAUGGAAAAUGUUUUUUUUAUUUAAUUUACUUUUCCCUACACAUUUAAUAUUUAUAUAUGUAGGUGUCCAUAUAAUGACAUUAUAAUCGUAAUAAUUAACAUUUAAUAAUGUAUCCUAUUAAAUUCAUGAACACUGUUGUGGUUUAAAUUCUUGGUAAAUAAUAUGUAAAAAAAACCCUUUCAGGAGAUGAUAAAUUUUGUUUGCUAAGCCACUUUUUAAAGGACAAUUUUGGGGGGAUUUUUUAAGAGUGUCGUAUUCCAAAGAAUGCUGUUCUAAAUGGGUGGAGUCACCAAUGGAAUGUGAUACUUGUUCCACCAGUUUCCAUAGUGAUUGCCAUGUUUGGAAUCUUUACCACUUUAAAGACUACGACACUUUGAUAAGUCCUCAGAUUCACCACAAGUUAACAGACUAAUCUGUAUAUGUUUGUGAAAAUGUGCAUGGUCCCUUUUGUGCUCAAUCAAGAGUCUGUUCAGCUGCCACAAAUGAUUUUCUUUGGACCACUACUUUGAAAUGUUCACUAAUCAAUUAAAUAGAUUAAAGGGACACUAUAGUGACAGGAAUACAAAUAAGUAUUCCUGUAACCAAUAUAAAAGGUGAAUUUACUUCCUAUUAUGCCAGUUCUGCGAAACCCCAUUCCUUUAGAUGAGAUCAUCACAAUUGGCGAUCUAAGCCAAUCCAAUGGUUUCUCAUAGGAAAGCAUUGGCAGGCUAUUGCGCUUGCCCAGCAAAACACUGCACUAAUCAGCACCUCCUCAUAAAGAUGCAUUAAAUCAAUGCAUCUCUAUGGGGAGCGUUCAGCAUCUCCGUGCAGAGUGAGGAGAUACUGAACAUCAGAAAGCAUAUCUAGUGGCCGUCUGAGUGACUGCCACUAGAUGUUUUCUCUGUUAUUAACACUAAAAUGACUGCAAGGACAGGCUGUAGACACCACAAUGACUACAUUUAGAUGUAGUUGUUCUGAUGACUAGUGUCCCUUUAAAUAGGGUGCACUGACUCAGUCGAACAAACUACAAAAGUUAGAAACAGAUGGUUUUUCCCCAACUAAAUUUAAUGUUGUAUUAUUUUAUGUGUUCUAGAUAGUUUAAUAUAAUUUGUAGUAUAUGUGAUCUGUAUAUAGUGUCAUGAGUUAAUAAAACACGGGGGAGCUAGAACUUAGACUGGGAAUGGAGAAUUGAAAAGUGAAUUGAACAUUUUAUGCCAAAAUAGUUCAAAUGGUACAUUUUUCCUGCUCUCCUGUUUUUCCACAAUGCUUGUAAAAGACCAGAAAGUAACUGGAGAACUGAGUUUAUAUAUUUUAACCCAAUGAUUUUUUUAUUUUAUUUUUUAGAAAUUGCUGGAAGAGGCUGCAGACUUGCUGUCAGAUUGGCUGGAUACCCAGCAUGGUGCUGAAGUUUCAGAUAAUUCAAUUUUUUCACAGCUUCCAAAGUACUGGGAAGGUGAAUACCAUAAAGAUAUGGAUGCUUUAAAUGUAAGUACAACAAAGUAUUGCCAAGACUCUGCAAUAGAGAAACCUCCAUCAAUCCUCUGAUGUCGAUUGAGGCGGAUAACACAAGUCAUAACCUCGUUAAAAAAGACAGUUUUCCAAGUUGUAGAUUUUUAAAAAAUAUAUUUUAUGAGAGCCGCUCCAGAUAUUUGUAUUUUUUGGGUAGUGAACUUUAAAACAUUCAGACCAUUGGACCUAAUUGUUUCAUCUAGAUUUAAAUCUGGUUUUAGCAUAAGCUGUUUAUGUACUGUUUGGAUUCACCUCUUUUUUUUUUUUUGUAUGUUUACUGCCUUGUGAGCACAUUUAUACAUAAAAUAAACAAGGUACAAGUCAUUGUUUGAUCUCUAGCUGAAGGUCAUCUGGGUUAGGCUGCAGAUGCUGCCACUGUAAAAGAUGGUGUUGCCAUUGGAGAAUAAAAUAUAUAUUUCAAGGCUGUUUACCUUGCAGAUGUAGAAUAUACUGUUUUUAAGGAAGAAAUUAUGUUUUAAUUGUAUAAGGAAUAACAAAGUGCUGGCAGUCAGUACCUUUUAGGGGUCGGGCUGAGCUUCCCAACACGCUCAGGGUGCGGGCUGAGCUCCCAAAACAUUCAGAGGAUGGCUUAAACCACACAGAAUGCUGACUGACUACCUCAUAAUUUCAAUAAGUGUUAAGACACUUUUGAUAACAGACCCAUGUAAGUCAGGUCAGCUAUAAUAAUCCUGCAUUUGGUUUUCGGUUGUGCUAAUCUGGUCCCAAUGUUCUCCAUAGGUUCUCCCUCCAGAUGUGCUCACACGAGUGAGUGAAUAUGUGCCAGAAAUUGUGCAGUUUGUGGAAAAAAUCGUGGAUAAUGGUUAUGGGUAAGAGUUUUAUUAUAAACGGUUUAUAAAUAUUUGGGGUUUGACCACAAAACUUUUACCAUGCCGACAGUCUUAAAUCUAACCUUUUGUAUUUCCAACGGCUCCAGCUAUGUGGUGGUGUACUUAUGUUGAAAACCUGAUUUUCUAAUUUAUUUUAGAAUUUUACAAAGGAGAAAAAAGUGCCCAUUUGUUUCUCCAUUCUAGGGCCAGUCUACUUAUAUAUGCCAAAGUAUAUACAACCAGAUAGCAAAACAGCUGACUAUCUAAAAAUAGAAAGAUAUGCAAAACAUAGUGUAAAUCCACAUUAUAAAAUGAUGUGCGCUGUAACUAGAUGCACUCACAAGAAGGUAGCGUAAUUAGGCAUUCAUAAGGUGCCUCCCCAGAUGGUGGCAGGGGCUGUUGUUCACUUCCCUGGACGUACGCCACUGGAAUACAGGACUUCAGGUGGUCAGUUGAAAAAAAGCGGCUUUUAUUGAAUACAGCACAAAAAAUUAUUUCAAAUAAAUAAGAAUGUGGUCAGUCCUACGCGUUUCGUCCUUAGAGCUAGGACUUCCUCAGGGACCAUAUAUUAAAUGCAAAUCAUAAAAUGACAAUAUGCCACAAAAAAGCAGCUACUUAUAUAUGCAGCAGGAUGCCAUGGUGUUAAUCGACAACAAUUAAAUAAUUUAACGUCUUGAUAGUCAAAUAGCAGAAAUAUUACCAAAUUAGGCAAGGUAGAUAAUCAGCUUGAUUAUUUUGGCCUAAUGUUUGUGAUUUUGUUGCCAGUUCACCAUUUCAUGGCUUAGUGUAGGGUUAUCCAAACUCUGGCCCUUCAGAUGUUGCCAAACUACAACUCCCUUGAGCCUCUGGUUAUCUAUUUCAGUGGUUCCCAACCCAGUCCUCAAGGCACCCCGACCAGUCCAGGAUUUAAGGAUUACCAAGUUGUGUGUAAGGUGUUUUUUUUCUUCUUUGUAAAAACACCUUAGACACAACUGGGUAAUCCCUAAACCCUGGACUGGUCAGGGUGCCUUGAGGACUGGGUUGGGAACCACUGAUCUAUUUCAUUCAUAGAAUUAUGGCAGUUAUAGUUAAGCAAUAGCUGGAGGACCAGAGUUUGUAGAACCCUGGCUUAGUGAAGUAAAAUCCACUGCUUUUUUAAUUUCACUAAACAGUGCCUCGUGGGGCUUCUUGAUCUGCUGUGUGGUAUUGAAAGGAAUUGAAGCCACAUCAGAGCUGUCCUACAAGAAGCUGUGUGGCCAACAGAAGAGACAUUUAAACUCCUGCAAACUGUGAUUGUCACUUUUUUAUCUCUAUUUUUUUUUGCUUUCAUUAAAAUAAUUGUCGCUUUUCUCUAAUGUCUCCAGGUAUGUGUCCAAUGGAUCUAUUUACUUUAACACAGCCAAGUUUCACAGCAGUGACAGGCAUUAUUAUGCCAAACUAGUUCCUGAAGCUGUCGGAGAUCAGAAAGCUCUUAAUGAAGGAGAAGGUAUUUUAUGUGCAUUAACUACAAGGAUAUAGGAUCUUUCACUGGGUACAUGCAGUGAUCACACUCGAGACUUGUGGGAUGCUGUAUUUGGUAUAGUGAGAUGGGAUGAGAAAGCACGUUUACCGAUGUGGCCAUAUUUCUAGAGGAGCUGCUAGCCAAGUAUCUAGUUAAUAAUCCAGUUGCUAAAUGCAUUCAAAUAUGCAAGUUAAAAAUAAAUAUGGGUUUUCUAUUUUCUUCUUCAAACAGUUACCAAGUGCCGAAAUUCCUGACAUCUUAACUGCAAAUCUUGCUUUAGUUAAGCGGAUCAACUUAUUUUCCUUGUAUGUGCUGAGAAGUGUCAAGUAAAUGGCUUUCUCUGUGAUCUGCAAAUCCAAUGCUUUGAAUAGACAAACAUUACUUAAUUUAAAGAAAAGUAUUUGAUGCUUAACCGCAUUAUGUGAGUGCUGAAAGCAUUUGCUAGCAUCGAGCUGAGUGACCGCUCGAUGCUAGUGUCGAGUCAAAAAAGCAUACGGGUCCUCCCCCAUCCUUCAGGUCUGGUGCUAAAUGGUAGGGGGAGUGAUGCAAUUGCUGGCAUAUAACUGAACACUGUACAAGCUCCAGUGCUCACACCUGCAAGUACUAAAGCCAACUCUCUGCUUCAGCAGUUUAUGAUGUUAUGCACACUGAUGCUGAAUGUGAAAAAAUAUAUAAAUAUAAAUUAUGAAAGACCCCACUGAUAGUGCAGCUGUUUAGAGGGCAUGGUUAGAGUAAAAUAAAACCAGUGCUGUAUUCUUCAAACAGCCCUGAAUUAAACUAGAAGGCUGCAGGGGCAGAUUGUUUGCACCAAAACCACUUUAUUAAACUCUUUUACAUGUUUAGAUUGUCCCUGUAGUAUUGCUAAAACAAAUCUCCAUUAUUUACUAAUACAAAUUUAGCAAAUUCAAAAAAACAUGUUUUUUUUAUAUCAUUACAGCUAGAAUAUGGAUAAUGACACACACGACUGUUUUGUUUGUAAAUUGUGAUCUAAUUAUUAACAUCCUCAGGUGACCUCAGCAUCUCGGCAGAUCGUUUGAGUGAGAAACAAUCGCCAAAUGAUUUUGCCUUGUGGAAGGCGUCCAAGCCUGGAGAGCCUUCAUGGGACUCUCCGUGGGGAAAGGUAAAGGCUUUAAUUUAUGUAUUUUUGUCUUCUAAAAUAUUAUCCGUUUACAUUUAUCUUGUUUCUUUUUCUUUCCUUUUGUUCUGAAAUAGACUUUUAUUAAAUCUAAAGUUUUCUGCACCUUAUAGGGCAAAUACAGAAACACAUCUCAUUGACAGGAGCUGGGUUAAAUGGUUACCCCAGUCAUCAUGACUACUAAAGCCUGCUGUAUUAUGCCAUGAGUGCCCUGGGGCUAUUCACUGGUAAUAGGGCAAACUAUUUCACAAUCAUUUGUUCUCUUACCUGGUCCUGCCGAGUGCCAAUGGUCCUCUGAAGCAGUGGUUACGACAUCCAACUUCUGCAUAAUCUGGAUGCCGAUCCUGCCACUCAUUCAUUGGCUGAGAGUGUCAUAUUCUUAACCAAUGAAUUAGAUUCUGUUCAUCCAAAUUUUCACAGUGUUAACAUUAGCCAUCCCAGGACUCUAGUUACACGGUACACAUACAGACUAAAGCACAAUGAUCACUUUACAUAGUUACAUAGUUGAAGAGACUUGUGUCCAUCAAGUUUAACCUUUCUCACAUAUUUUUUUGCUGUUGAUCCAAAAGAAGGCAAAAAUCACAGUUUAAAAUCGCUUCCAAUUUUUGCAACAUACUAUGAUAAAAUUCCUUCUUGACCCCAAAAAGGCAGUCAGAUGUCUCCUUGGAUCAAGAAGCUAUUACUCACCCAUUAGAAAUUAUAUCCCUGUGUGUUAUGUUUUUGCAAGUAUUUAUCCAAUUGCUGUCUAAACACCUGUAUGGACUCUGCUAAAACCACCUCUUCGUGCAGAGAAUUCCACAUCCUUACAGUUAUUAAUGUAAAAAAAAACUUUUCUUUGCCUUAGACUGAAUCUCUUUUUUUUUUUCCAGCCUAAAUGCGUGACCUUGUGUCCUAUGUAUAGCCCUGUUUAUGAAUAGAUUUCAAGAUAAUGGUUUGUAUUGGCCCCGAAUAUAUUUGUAUAAUGUUAUCAUAUCCCCUCUGAGGCGCCGUUCUUUCAAACUAAAGAGAUUUAAUUUUUUUUAACCUUUCUUCGUAACUAAAAUGCUCCAUUCCUUUUAUCAGUGUUAUAGCCCGUCUCUGCACUUUUUCUAGUGCCAUGACAUGCUUCUUUAGAACAGGUGCCCGAAAUUGCACAGCAUAUUCAAGGUGUGGUCUUACCAGCGAUUUAUAAAGAGGCAAAAUUAUAUUUUCAUCCCAAGAAUUUAUGCCCCUAUUUAUACAUCACAAAACCUUACUGGCCUUAGCAACGGCAGUUUGACAUUGCAUAUUGCUGCCAAAUUUGAAAAAGAACCAGGGCAAUUUGCAUAUUAGGCUGAUCCCAUCCAAAAGGGUAGUCCAGACCCAAAAUGCGGGCCGUUGCUCUCUACAAGAGAUACAUCAACCACAUACGAUCGUUUCAGCCUUGUUAGGCCUCGACAGUGAGGUAUAGCUGAUACCCGUGAACAAAUCCUUAUUUAAAUCACUGAAAGUAUCACAGUGCCUGGAGUAAUCCUUUAAGAAUACCUUUAGCUAGAUAUGCUAAAUUCAGAAAAUAAAAUAAAAAAUGUUCAAGCCAAGACUAUGGUUUACCCCUUUAACAAGAGUUGUUGUACUUUGCUUUUAGCAGAAACCUUAUAAAACUCCCCUAUUCUGAUCACAAUCUAAUCUUGAUGGCCACUUACAGUGUGUACUGUGUGUACCCCAAUUACAAAAGGGGUCCUUCAGUUAGAUGAAGGUUUUGCAUCCUUUAAAGUUAAGAAUUAUACCACGUUGAAGUGAAUUCACCAAGUGAAUUGCUGGAAAGAUGAAACCGAGAACACACCACAGUCUUGUGUUUUAUAUUAUUCUAGCAUGAGAAUGAUCUGGAUUAAUCUUUGUCUUAUGCAGGGCCGCCCAGGAUGGCAUAUCGAAUGCUCUGCAAUGGCCGGAUCCAUCCUUGGCGAAUCCAUGGAUAUUCACGGAGGAGGUUUCGAUCUUCGAUUCCCCCAUCACGACAACGAACUGGCACAAUCAGAAGUAUGUGAUAUAGCUUAAACCUGGACUAAUCAUUUUAAUAUAUUUAAACUGCAACUGUAGAAAACAGUGUUCGUAAGCAUUCCAAACGGAGUUCUGCAGUAUAGUGUUCUACCAGAACCUCAGUAAAUAGGUUUAGCCAGACUUACAAAUUGCUAAACUCUGGAAAAAGAAAUACAGAAGUAGAAUAAAAAUAAAAAAACAGUGAUCAGAGCUGUCUGUUGUUUUAAUGUGUUUUAGAAAGAUUACUUUUAAAAUCUUUUUAAUAAUACAUGGACUUUACAUUUCCCAGUACUUGUUCUCAGAGCGUGAUAGAUAUAGAACAUUUAAGUGGCCACUUUCAUCUUAACUUGCUAUUUACCUAGUCUAAAAUCGUUUGGUACUCUAGUUUUGAAAGCAUUUCAUAUGUAUUAUUUCAGACUGGAGUUUUCUCCAAUUGUUAAUACAUUAUGCAGAUAAAUGAGGAUGCAUGAAAAAAUAUAAUUUAAACAUUUCCUUGGGGAGAGCAAAAAGCAAGAUGCAAGAGAGUACUGAAAAUGGACAACUGCUCAAGUAGCCUGCUCUUCGGUGGGGUCCCAGUUCAGAUCUCAAGUUGGUUUUAGCUCAUCUUGUGGCAUUACAAAAAGAACCAGGGCAAUUUGCAUAUUAGACUGAUCCCAGUCCAGACCCAAAAUGCGUGCCGUUGCUCUUUACAAAAGAUACAGCAACCACAUACGAUCGUUUCAGCCUUUUUAGGCCGCGACACUGAGGUAUAGCUGAUACCCCUGUAGGCACUGUGAACAAGGGGUCCAUGUCUGGAUUGAAAACAAGCAUUCUGAACUAUGAGUUCUGCAGUAUAGUGUUCUACCAGAACCUCGGUAAAUAGGUUUAGCCAGGCUUAAAAAUUGCUAAACUCUGGAAAAAGAAAUACAGAAGUAGAAUAAAAAUAAAAAACAGUGAUCAGAGCUGUCUGUUGUUUUAAUGUGUUUUAGAAAGAUUACGGACAACAGCUCAAGUAGCUUGUCCAGACUUGUAUAGAGGAUCCUGGGUGCUGCAAUGGGCCGCUUCCUUCCAGCUACAGGCAUAACCAGGAACCUGCACCAUAUGUCCACAGGCGUUUCUUCCCACAGCCAGGGCGAAGCCUUGAGAUCCCCGUGAUGAUAUAUCCCCCAGGUGAAUGGACAGUGUGAGGCUACUCUGACCUUCGUGGCUCACUCCCUGGGAGGAAGUUAACGCAGUGAAGCUCUGCCUUGGAGCUGUGUCAUAGGAGCAGGUGAAAGAGACGGCUGUAGCGAUGUCUGUAGAUAACCACCCAUAUGUUAGUUGAGGUCUGCCACUCACGUUUGACAUCUCCGCCAUUGUGGAAAGGACUCGAUGGAGCCAGCCUCACUGGCUUUGCCCAGAUUCAGAACAGGCACAAAUAGGGGAGUAUGCUGUUCUUAAUGGGGACUGGGACAACCCCCACCGACCCAAAGGAAGGGUGUACGGGGCUCAAAGAACAACCAGCAAGCCUGUGAUCCCUUUACUCUAGAGUCCCUGUCGAGGGAAAUGGCCAUUUUACCCGCCGAGGAGAUGCACUAGGCCGUCGCGCACGGGAGCUCGCUCAACAUGCAACCACUCUGCUCAAAUGCCAGGCCCCGUCCACUGAAGUGUUCAUUUUACAUUGCUAGAUGAUAUUUCUAUUGUUUAAACACCUUUAUUAAAGCAAGGCUAAUAAUUGAAAUUGCCAAUUUAUUAAUACUUUGUUGCUAAAGUCAGGACUGCCAUGAUAUAUAAUUAUACCUUAAACAUUCUUCUAUGAGUACUGUUUGUAUUGAGUUUUAAUAAUUGAUUCUUGUUCCAGGCUUACUAUGAUAACAACCACUGGGUGCGUUACUUCCUUCAUACUGGCCAUCUGACCAUUGCCGGCUGCAAAAUGUCGAAAUCCCUUAAGAAUUUCAUAACUAUUAAAGAUGCACUGCAGAGAAAUUCUGGUAAGGGAAUAACAUGCCUUGUACAUUCAUGCUUUACUGCAUACAUUGGGAAUACUCAAGUGUGCUUGAAAAGUAUAUGGAAAUGUCAAAAUGUAUUUUUAUACAGCAAUUCGUAAAACUGUAUUUAUUUGGCACUCCCAGAGUGUUAUGUAACAGUAUGUAAAGGAGCACGUACUGUCAAUCUGCAGAGUCCCUGCCCACUUUUCUGUAGAAGGUCCUAUCACUGGAGCUUGUUAUUUUAAACAGUUUUUGUAAACAGCAUCUCUUAAAAGCUUGUAUGCUGUGUGAGAAAUGUGUGUGGUCAUCAGAGGCUCAGCUGGUUUGGUUUCCUUUCUAGAGGGUGCUGUAAUAUAAAACGUGUUGGCCCCUGAGAGAGGGAGGCACAGUAGUUAGGCUUAGACCAUUUGAUCAUCCAGUAAUCAUUCAAUAUGAAAUAUUGAAAGUGGGCUUGUCAUUCACAUAUCAGUGGCUGAAUUUCCUGUUUAGAUCAAAUACACAAUUUAUCCAUGUGGUGUCAGAUACAUCUUGUGUUUGCCCCUCAAAUGACAACAUUUUUGUACUGCGAUAUGUUUAAAACCUUACGUGUGGCCCCUCCACUCUAUGGAUAUAGAAUUGAAAAAAUAUUUUAGGACUAAUCAUUUUGAUAAUUUUUUUUUUUUAUGGUGUACUUAUUUUAUGGAUUAAAGGACCACUAUAGUGCCAGGAAAACAUACUCGUUUGUCUGGCACUAUAGUGCCCUGAGGGUUCCCCCACCCCCAGGGUCCCACUCCCACCCGGCUCUGGGGAGAGGAAAGGGUUAAAACUUACCUUUUUUUUCCCAGCGCCGGGCGGGGAGCUCGCCGCCUCCCCUUCCCUUCGGCUGAAUGCGCACGUGCGACAGGAGCUGCGAGCGCAUUCAGCCGGUCUCAUAGGAAAGCAUUUACAAUGUUUUCCUAUGGACGCUUGCGUGUUCUCACUGUGAUUUUCACAGUGAGAAGCACGCAAGCACCUCUAGCGGCUGUCAAUGAGACAGCCACUAGAGGAUUUGGAGGCUUGAUUAACCCUAUUAUAAACAUAGCAGUUUCUCUGAAGUGGUCUGGGUGCUUAGAGUGGUCCUUUAAAGGAUCAACAAGGCAAUCCUUACACUGAUUAGCCACAACAUUAAAACCACUGACCAACAUCUUGUUGAAACAUUAUCUGUUUAUUUGGGUGGCUGAAUAAACCCACAUUGCACCAGGAAUUACAGAGAGUCACAGUUAUUGCAUUGCAUGAUUGAAAGGUGUUAAAACACACAGUACAUCGCAGUGCCCUGCAUGUGGGGCUAUGUCAGAGUACCCAUGUUGACCCCUGUCCACUGCUGAAAGUGCCUUCAAUGGACUAAUAAAGCAAUGGAAGAAGGUUUAACAGGUCUUAUAAGUUACAUUUUCUUUUCGAUCAGGUGGAUGCAGAUGCAUGUGUAUUGGUUUCCUAGGAAAGAGAGGGCAGCAGGAUGCACUAUGGGAGGAAGGCAAGCUAGCGAAGGCAGUGUUAUGCUCUGGGUAAUGACCUGCUGGAAAAUCUUGGGUUCUUGUGGAUGUUACUUUGACACAUACAGCUUACCUAGAGAUUGUUGCAGACCACGUACACCAUGGCAAUGGUGUUCCCUAGUGGCAGUGACUUCUUUCAGGGUAUGCACACUGCAAAAGUGUUUAGGAAUGGUUUAAGGACCAUGAAAAAGAAUUCAUGGUGUUGCCUUGGCCUCCAAAUUCCAAAAACAUUUUUUAGGUUUUUUUUUUAUAGCCAAUCUUUAAUAAAAUGUGCUCAAAUAUUAGGGAAAUGGUCUCACAGAUUGUAGUUUCCAUAAAAUGGUACUAUAUUUCUCUGAACAGCUCGACAGCUGCGCUUGGCGUUCCUCAUGCACUCCUGGAAGGAUACCCUGGAUUAUUCCAACAACACCAUGGAGUCUGCUGUCCAGUACGAGAAGUUCAUGAAUGUAUGUAAACUCUUAUAACCUUUACCAACUCCAAGGGAAUCCUACAGAUCCCUUUACUCUAGAGUUGUUCAACCUGUCUCGUCCAUAUUUUUGGAGUACAACUCGCAUAAACCUCUGCCAUUAUCAGAAUAUUCAGAAGAUGAGGAGUUGUUUGUACAAAGGUCAAAGGUCCCAGCUUGGUGUCAUCUGCCUUUAGUGACUGUGAUGUAACAUUUUGUUUUGCUGAGAUGCUGAUUUUCAUCAGUAUGUGAUUAUCUAUAGCUAUGUCAAACUGUUGCUGGGAACUAAAUAGCCCAUAUUUAGGGGACCCUAAAUUUAAUUGGCAACUGCCAUCACAUGCUCUCAAAAAAAAAAACUCCAGCAUAGUUUGUUUGAGAAUUUUUAUUAAAAUAUUUGUUUUGGGUUUAUUUUUAUGAAACCGUCAAAUUGCAGUCGUAUGAAAACUUUAGGCCAGGUUCGCUGAUUUGGAAAAUGUCCUCAAAUCGGCUGUAGUCACGGAUGAGCAGUUUUAGCUUGGACUUUGCAGUUCACUGUUUGGUGAAUAAAUACUUCUUUGUUCGUUUCAGGAAUUCUUUUUGAAUGUAAAGGAUAUUCUGCGAGCCCCUACAGACAUCACAGGGCGCUUUGUGAAAUACGAACCUCAGGAGAUAGAACUGAACAACAGGUGCGUGAAGAUGACACAUUUUGGCUAUAUGUCCUUCACAGAAAUUCUUAGUGCUUGCAGCUGUUUUUGUGACCGUUACCUUGCAGUGUUUAUCAUUCAGAUACUUUUACAUUUGCUUUUAAAAGGACGUGCAUUCUGUCCUACCCCCAACCUGCUUGUUUGCUUUUUUGCUCCAGUAAUAUAGAUGUAUCAAGCGUGCACGUAAGGAGUUAUUGGAAGCUAUAAUUCAGCUGACUGCUAUCUACUGAAACUGUACUUUCAACAAGUAAAUUACUCUAUAAAAACAAAGAUCAAAGCUAUCUGCACUAGUGUUCUAUUACACAGAUAACCUAAUUCAGUUAUUUUAUGAGUGAAACAAUUUACUGGCUGAGUAAAUAAAUUACUGCGCUGCCCAUUAAAUUGCUGGUUCACUUCUUUUGAAAGUAUGUGAGCGAGGAAAAAUGUCUUGUCACAAUGCCUUGUACCAGCUACACUCACUGCAACCGUCAUAUUUGCAGUUUAUGCCCACAUCUUAGAGGUAUAACUUUAACUAGUUUGGCUAUAAAUAAAAUGGAAUGAACACAUUUGCUAAGAUAAGAGUACUGUAAUGUAUACAUUGGUUAUUUUAUGACGACCAUGCUGGGAAGCUGCUGAUUUAAAGAAGGACUGGUAACAACAUAGUCUAUUUUCUCCCCAUAUUUCCCACCAGCUUUUAUGACAAGAAAGCUGCUGUGCAUGAAGCCUUGUGUGAUAAUAUCGACACUCGGACUGUCAUGGAGGAAAUGCGAUCUCUCGUAAGUCAGUGUAACUCCUACAUCGCAGUAAAGAAAGCGGCCAAGCAGGCUCCUAACCGAAUGCUUCUGGAGAAUAUCGGCCAGUACCUGACGGGAAUGCUUCGGGUAAGUCAUGCAUCUCCUCCUUACAGCGUCAUUCCUUCAUGUACAUUUAGCAUUCUCUGUUUUUGACCUUGGCAUAUAACUACCUGAUUCUUUUUCCCCACCAGUAAAUAUUUAGGGAGAUGCUAUUACUCCUUUAAUGGAUUGUUAAUUGACCAGAAUAAGCAAAUAUACAGGGCUUGUACAUAAAUGAACAUUAGUAAUAGUUUCCAUUAAAGGAACACUAUAGCAUUAGGAAUCCAAACAUGUAUUGCUAACUCUAGAGUUUGAUAAUAACUGUGGAUUAUCAGUCCACUCUGUGGGCAUUUAAAAAUACAAAAACCUUUUACUUAUUUCCUGUUGCGCCAGUCUCUCCGUGGCCACCUCACAUCCUCUGGCUAAGAUCAUCAUCAUUCGCAGCUAAUCCAAUCAGUCAAUGCAUCUUUAUGCAGAGCAUGGAGAAGCAUAACAUAGAUUUUGCAAUCUUUGCUUGUCCAGGAAGUCCCUCUAGUUGCUGUCAGAGUGACAGCCAUCAAAGGUGGCAUUAGACUACAAUGUAAACAACCUCUUUUCUUAGAAAAAUCUGCAUUUACAUUGCUCAGUCUGCCAGGACAGGCUGUAUGCACCAGAACCAGUACAUUAAACUUUAGUGGGUCUGGUACCUAUAGUGUCUUCUUAAUGAUGCAUCAUAACAAGAUCUUUGCAGAUACAUUGUGCAUUGUUAGUCAUAGCAAUAAAGGUGAUAGAUGUGACCAGCAACUGCAGCAUUUUUCUCAUGUGCAAAAUUUAAAAAAAUAUAUGUAUAUUUUUUUUUUUGUUAUCUUGCAUCAACUAUAUAGAGGAUAAGAAAAACAAAACUCACAUUAGUAAAGGUUAAAAAGUAAGGCUGUGGAUAUGACUUUCUUAGUAUAUAUAUGAUAUAUAUAGGGGGAUGUUUCCCUAUGCAGUAGCACUUGGUCAUAAAGAAAUGACAUUAAGGUCGAAACGGCUGUGGGCUCCAUGUGAUAUUAAAGGAACACAAAGAGUCAGGAACACAACCAUGUAUUCCUGACCCUAUAGUGUUUAACCCACCAUUUAAGUGGCUUGCCCCCCCACCCCCUUGGCUCCCUUAAAAGUUAGUCAAACUCACCUUAUUUCCAGCGCUGCGCAGGUCUGCCGGCGUAAUACUGGACUGGUGGUGGGCCAUGAGGACUGGGUUGGGAACCACUGCAUUAGAGGAUAAGAAGCAAAUAUAUUUUUUCUCUUGAUGCUGACUAUGCCAAGUGUAAAGGGCAGAGCCUAUAAAAAUGGUUGACAUGGAGACGCCCAGUUCCAGGGUAGAGUUACAAUUUCAUUUUCAAACCACACAAACGUGGGUUAAAUGUUUGGCAUAAAUAAGCACAAUGUUAAAAUCCUGGGAUAUGGGAACCUUGUUUGGGGGAGGUUUAUUAUGUAGACCCAAAUGAAAGAUUGAAGGGUGUACUGGAACUGAUUGGUAAUCUGCUAUGAUUGAUGUACCUGCCAUUGAAGCUUAAUACGCUAACAUUACAUUGAGUAUAUUUGUCCCCCCCCCAAUCCACCCCAUUUUGUUUUAAUAAACCCCUUGUGCAGAGGAGUACGAUCACACAAUAAAAACAAACCUCAGAGUGCUCUUGAAGCUCACCUUCAUAUUAGCUGCCGACAGAGAAUCAUUAGUAAUGGCAUCUAUGUGUAGGACGUAGAUAAAGUCUAAAUCAAUCUAACAAGUCACUGUAAUUAUCUUGGAAUGUAAAAAGUCUCAUAUAAAGCAAGUCUAUUGAAAAGAAGAGUUUUUAUUUUUUAUUUUAUAUUUUUUUUAAACAGAAUCUGCUGAUUAUACAUUGAACCUAUCCCAAAAUAUAUAAAAUGAAAACUAUAUAUAUUUAUGAAUAUGAAGCGGGAUUCUCUCCCUGCUCACUUUAAGGCCAGGUUUUAUAUUCUGAGAGGGCCGGCCGGCCGCCCACCCACAAACAGAGAUGAAUUGAGAGUCUGUAGUGUGGAAAAAAAGGGAUUUCAGACUUUGUGAAUGAAUAAACAGGAAGGUUUAAACAUCUCCAUUGGAUCUCUGAUAAUUGAUGGAUUUUUGGGAUAUUUAAAUUUGACUAUUUUAUAAAGACUUGAAAAACUGCUAAAACUCUCCAAGCCAGCUGUGGUUUCAAUGUGGCUAUUUUAAACUAAAAUUUGAAAGUCACUUUGAAUUUGGAUGUAUUUCAAUGCAAGAACUUCCUAAUAUUAUAUUUUAAGUCUUUGUGUAAUAAAGACAUUUUAAAAGCUACUUUUUUUCCCACUUACUCGUGAUUCUAGAAAGUCUUCAUUUUGGAGCUGUGUACUUGUAAAGUGACUUUUUUGCUUUUUGCCAAUCUUUGUUUUGUUUUUGUUUUUUUAGAUAUUUGGUGCUAUUGAAGGGGAGGAGCCUAUUGGAUUUCCUGUAGGGGGCAGCGCACAGAGCCUCAAUGUAAGUGCCCGCUGUGGGUUCAGAUUAAUGUUUCAUGUCAAUAUUUUGUGAUUUUAUUCUGUACUUUGAAGAAGACUUUGUAUAAACUGAAAUCAUACAAACUGUCCUUUUAGCACCUUUAACCUAGACAUUUAGAAUUCCUUAAAUCAAGCAUGUCAGACUAGUGGCCCACAAUGGAUAUAUUUGCGGCCCAACUGCCCUGGGGCCUCUUUGUGUUGUGGCUGCAAAUAUAUUUUCUGUCUGAUUCCGGUUUUCUCACUCAUGGCCGAUCGCAUGCUCCUGCAGGCCAGCCACCCCACCCCCCCUUUACUCCUGGUCGCAGUCUGGCCUGCUUGAGCAUAGAACAGGGGGAAGAACUGGAGUAUGUGCGGCUCACCUUAAGGUAGGGGAAGAGGGUUUUGGGGGGCCUUCCUGUGUAGUGUGUUAAAUUGGGGAGGGUGCUUUGCAUUAAUUUGAGGGAGAGAGCAAUGUAUUAAAUUGGGGGAGGCAGUGGGCAGUAUAUACAUUUUUAGGGAGGGGGCACUGUAUUGAGUUGAGGUAGGAAGGGGGCAGUGUAUUAAAUGGGGAGGGGGCAGUGCAUUAAAUUGGGGGAGGGAGGAGGGGCAGUAUAUUCAGUUAGAUUAGUGGGCAGUGUACUGGAUUUGUGGAAAAAUAAAGAUAAUUUAGGCGCUCACUAUAGUGAUGGAAAAAAUAGGGAGUGGGCAGCAGUAACCACACAAGGAUUCCCUACCUUGUGACAAAGCAAAUAGUGAACAAAGAAAAAAGAGGAAACCGCGCCCUUAUUGUGAUACGUAAAUACGUACUCAAGUCCUUAUGGUCAUAUACUUGCAAUGAUGUACCUCAAAAAAGAAAAAAAGAGAUAUACAAAUAAUAGUGUAGCACUGUUAAUAUUCCAUAAGUGAGCAAGAGGUAGAUAGAUGUACACUCACAUGUGACAGAGCUAGAAACAGAGCUCUACUGUUCAUGCGCAUAGACGGAAUAAUCCCCGUCUUAGGAUAAAUGUAAAGUGGUCCACGUCUUGAAGGUCUCAAAUAAAGAACAUACAGAUAGACAGGGGAAUCCACAUAGUGUAGUAUGUAUUAAAAUCACUUAGGAUAAUGAAUAAAAUGAGAAACACUCUAUGAGAAAGUCCAUAAAAAAUCCACUUUACGCAUUUCACCUGUAGAGGCUUCUUCAGAAGUGUGGAAGCCUCUACAGGUGAAACGCGUAAAGUGGAUUUUUUAUGGACUUUCUCAUAGUGUUUCUCAUUUGUUUUUAUGUACAAUAAACAGUUAUUAUUUUAUAUAUUUUUAUCACUCUGAGACAUCCAUAACUAUAUAUUUUUUUCCUGGUUGCCAUUUUAUUCCUUGGUGGGGAUUAUACCACCUAUACGCUUUAAACUAGAGCGAGGCACGCUCUAGUAAAUGUGAGUACGAUACUUUACAUUUUAUUCAUUAUCCUAAGUGAUUUUAAUACAUACUACACUAUGUGGAUUCCCCUGUCUAUCUGUAUGUUCCUUAUUUGAGACCUUCAAGACGUGGACCACUUUACAUUUAUCCUAAGACGGGGAUUAUUCAGUCUAUGCGCAUGAACAGUAGAGCUCUGUUUCUAGCUCUGUCACAUGUGAGUGUACAUCUAUCUACCUCUUGCUCACUUAUGGAAUAUUAACAGUGCUACACUAUUAUUUGUAUAUCUCUUUUUUUCUUUUUUGAGGUACAUCAUUGCAAGUAUAUGACCAUAAGGACUUGAGUACGUAUUUACGUAUCACAAUAAGGGCGCGGUUUCCUCUUUUUUCUUUGUUCACUGGAUUUGUGGGCAGUGUAUGAGAAUGGGGGGCGGGGCAGUGUAUUAGAUUGGGUCUGCGUGGAGGCACUGAACAUUCCCCAUGGAGAUGCUGAUUGGCCGUGCAGCUUUUUGCCACACAUGCACAACAGUCAUGGGAAAGCAUUGGAUUGGUUGAGAUCAUCAAGUUGAUCUCAGCCAAAGUGAAGAACACACUCAUAGGACUUCAAAAUCAACAAGAGCUUUUCAUAAUAUGUCAAGAUAGUUGGACUGAAACAUUGGUUAUAUGCAAAUACAUAUCUAUUUAAAAUAAAUUCACUCUUUUGUUUACUUUGAAGCCCUACGAACGUGAGGACGUCCAGUGUCAGGCAACUUUUUUUUACUGUACGUUUCUAUGAAAACUGAGGUUUUUUAUUUUUUCUGCGGCUCACAUAAAUGUAAAAUUUGUUUAUUUGGCCCAUGUUGUCCUUUGAGUUUGACAUACUUGACCUAAAUAAAUUUGCACUUCUUUUAUUCAUCUUAUUGUAUCGUUAAUAAAUGGGGAUUUAUUUUAAUUUUGUUAUUGUAUUACUGGAGUAUAAUAAGCCUUUUGCACAGCUGAAUUGACACACAGUGAACCUAUAUCAGUUUGGAGGCACGGAAAGGUUUAACCAAGAAUUAGUGUAACCAAAUCCUAUUUGCCUGUACAAAUAUUUUGGAUGAAUGAGGAACAAGAAACUUCUUUAUGUAACAUCUCAGGCUAAGGGGAUUGUUUUUACUGCUUGGGAAUUCUCUGUAGUUUUUUUUUUUUUUUUUACCAGUCCUCUUAGUAGUUGAACUUAAAAAUAGAACUUGCACAUUAACCACUGCAUUGAGCUGUGAUAAAACAGUAAAUGGAGCGGUUAUAGUGCUUAGAGCGUGCUUUCCUGCAGCUUUGUCAGGUGUUUGCAAGGAGAAGAGCACUUACAACUUCCACCAUGAUGAAGAAAAUAGUGCCGGAGUUUUUGGAAUAUCCCCCUGCUGAUGCAAAGCUUGGUCUAGGCAUAAUCUAACACAAGCCAAAGCGGCAGUAUGUAAUUUAUUCUGCUCAUAAAAUUUAUAUCUCAGGGGCCUCUUGGAAAGACAACUUAGUAGCAGGUUCCACCAGAGAUGAUCAAAGUUUGAUUUUAGCUGUUAUGGCCCUGGACCCUUCCUACUGCAAGUUAUUGAGAAUUAUGUAGGGCUACUUUUUAACCCAUUCCCUUCCAGGGGAGAUUGCCAGCAAUAAAGGGAAUUACAGUGCUUGGUGGGAACUUAUGCAUAGCGUACCUGUUUGUUUUUAAAAUUCUAGCUAAAUUGAGCAAAACUAAAAACAUUGCAUUGAUUCCCCUUUCUCAGCUGGAGUCCACAGUAAUGCCUUACCUUCAAGUCCUGUCUCAGUUUCGGGAAGGUGUCCGACAAAUUUCCAGAGAGAACAAAGGUGACAAAAAAAAAACGAGAAUUCUACAUCUGACACUGUAUGUACAUUGUUUUGCAUAGCCUGUCUAUGAAUUUUUAGCACAGUUUGCAAAAACAAAUGUUAUUUAUUUCAUUACUACUUCAGGCAGUAGUGGUUAUGGUGUAAUGGCAAUUAUUGAGUUCGUACCCAGAUUAACCUGUUAAUACCCACAUGUCCAUAACCAUGGUACAAGGAGUCUUGAGUGCAGUUUUCCAAUUUUUAAGCAUUUUUUUUUUUUUAAACUGUCUGACUGAACCAGGGCUCUUCCAGCACUCAUAGCCUGCCCCUGCCCCGUCUACAUCUGAGAUAAAGCAUCCAUUUCACAUCUAACCUCUCAUGGCCAUGAUACACUGCAAGGGCUUGGCAUAGCGUUUAUCUGUUUUUGCUGUGAAAUUUAGAUGGUUAGUUAGAUGGAGUGCUUGUCUUAUUUGUUUGAUUAUUUUUUUUUAUAAUCUUAUUUAACUUAAUUGUACAACUCUGCUGAAAUUUUAGAUUGGUGAAUAAAAACAAUUUUUAGGAUUGAUUGAUAUAUGCGGAUCCCCUUUAGCUCGCACAUGUAACUGGUCUUUUACUGUCUCUUUAAAGCAUGCCAUUACUAACAUAAUCACAUUUCCUUGUUAGUUUUUGGAGUAUUGCAGCUCUGCGACGCUCUUCGGGACGACAUUCUUCCAGAUCUCGGCGUGCGUCUGGAAGAUCAUGAAGGUAACCUGCAGACAUUUCUAUUAUCAAUCUAUAUGGGUGUCGCAGGAGGUGGGGCUAUAUAUAUAAAGAUGUUAAAUUGUCCAGGAGCUUUGCUGAUGCAUUUUAUGGCAUUUUAUUUAUUCAUCCAGUGCCAGGAAACCAUUGUACUUCUUAAAUUAUUUCUGUUCCUUGACCAGACAAGCUCUCUGGAUUGUUGAUUUCUUUAGCUUUUAAGGAAACCGCAAAAAAUGCUGUUAUCUCUGUAUAGAUUCCAAUGAAAAUAUUCCUGUUCCAAAUUAAACAAAGGGGAGAGAUGGGGAUUGUGUACAAUCAUUGUUCUAGAUAGUACAUUGCACAGACAUGAUUAUCGCCUUCAUUCACUUGUACAUGACAGAUACAAUCUGUAUCCUUCCUACUGACCUGGCCAGAGCACAGAUAUAUUAGAGGGUUUGCAAAAUCUGCAGUGAGAAUGAAAAUGAUAAUAUCUUAGUAAUUUCAGAGAGAUGUCAGACUGUGGUAUCUGUCACAUAGGAUCCUGUCCGACACUUGGGGCCAAAAUCGAACACUCUGGUAUUGUUCUCGUAAAUAGUACAUCCUGCUACAAUUUCCUUGUGUACUGAAAAGAUUACAAUACAUGCUAAACAUACUGUUCAAAUGUGGAAUUGUCUGAAUAGAGUGAUUCAGGCAUUGUUGUUAAAUUUGCUAAUUAUGUGCAUGUUUGGGAAAGUAAUAUUAAACCAUAUAAAAUGUGAGCAGACAGCUUCGUUCCAUACUGAUAUUUAAAAUGGAGCAGUUAAAGGGGCAUGUUGGGAAUACAAAUGUGUAUUCCUAAUGUUAUAUUGCUAUAGUCUGUGUUUAGGUAAUAGAGCCCUUGCUGUCACGGUAACAAAGGUAUUUUACUUACCCUUUGUACAGAAACUCCACUUCUUUGGUUGCGCUCAUCGAGAUCGAUGAUCUCAGUCAAUCCAAUGCUUUGGAAAAGCUGCACCAAUCAGAUGGUCUCUCUGAGAUAGUCUGAUAGAAAUAUUGGAGUUUUACUUCUCUAUUUAGUGGAUGCGUUCCUGCAGAACAUCAAUGUUUUCAGCUGCAGAAUUAAAACGGGAGAGACAUGGCACCCAGACCUCUUCAGUGGUCUGCUUACCUGUAGAGUUCCUUUAAAUGUGAGGUUUUAAAUAUUUGUUUGUGUUUUUUUUUUUUAAUUUUAGUUGCUUUGUAUAUUUUCAUUUGCAUCGCAUGCGUUGCUGUCGUGGCACAAUGAAAGGAUGCUGUAAAAACUGAUUUAACCCCUGCACUGCCAUAUGUCCUGGUGAAUAGUCAUGACAUUACAGAAUUAAUACUUCUACAACAUUUCUCAGUAUUCCCAAGAUCAUCAUGGGAUUGUAAUGGUGCCCAGCACACACUAGUGCUGUGGAUUUUAGGGGUGUAUUUUUUCCCUAUUUUGUUGCAUUCCUCACACCAGUAAGCACUGUAGUAGGGUUUGCUGGACUGAAACAGUGAGAAACUUUACAUUGCUGUAGUGGUAGCCUGACCGUGUCUUGAUUUGAACACUAGUAUAACUUUGGGCUGUUCUCCCUGAGAUACGUGAUAUGCUUUAGUGGAAAGGAAUGUCCGGCUGUCAGAUACUGGCAAUGGGUGAGUGCUUGGAAAGUCAGAACAGCCCUGUGGGGUUUCAAGGUAUUUCAGAUGUUCAGGAGGAUCUUUGUACAUGUGCAGGGGAUUAUCUUACAGAGUCUGGUGGCCUCCACAUGCCAUUGCUUAUUUUAUUCCAUUCAUUAUCAUUACAGGCCUCCCAACAGUGGUUAAACUGGUGGACAAGGAGACUUUAAUGAAAGAAAAGGAAGAAAAGAAAAAGGUAAAAUAAUGCAUCAUCACGCCUUCUACACGUUUAUCAUCUGUAAUGGAAUGUAUCUAUUUAUCUAUCUGGGACUGGAUUCAGGGGAGCUUUACAUUUUUAAGGGGGGCACCACAAUACAAUCUGUGUGUGUGUAUGUAUAUGUGUGUAUGUAUAUAUAUGUGUGUAUAUAUAUAUAUAUAUAUAUAUAUAUAUAUAAUUUUAUUUAUUUAUUUAAAAUCUGGCACUCUACCUUAACAUAGUAAUCCGGAAGGACCAAGGUGCUGCACAGUGUGGAUGUAUAAAAUUGUAGAUUAUGCUAGCUUUAGUGUACCUAUAAUCUUAAUUUAAUUAAUGACAAGAGGCGAGUAUUUGCUUAAGUCUCUCUUUACUAGAACUCCACAGCAGUACAGAAAAACAACCAAUCAGAAAAAAAAAAAGUUAGUUACUAUAAAACUCCCCUUCCCAUGCAUCAUUUCCUCUUGCUGCGACAAGACAGAAAAAAAAAAAAAAAUACAGAAAAUAUAAUGGGGAAGAAACGAAGUCCUAGAUAUUAUGAAAACGACCACGUCCACCAUCCGAGAAGAACUGUCGAACCAGAUAGUGUUGAUGGACUGUAAACUGAAACGAAAGAAAACAGAAUCGAACAGGUUGGUUAGCCAAUGAAAUGUACUUUGAACAAGCAUGUAGGUACCCAAUGUAAUAACCGAAAAUCUUACCGUAACCUGCAUAGAUCCCAACCCUACUUAUGAAAAAACAGACAUGAGAACAAGUGACAGGUAGCAGAGACAACAAGCAGAGUUGCAUACAUACCUGAUGGACUCAAACUAAUAAAAUUAAACAAGGGAGAGAUAAGAACGGGUGGGAAAUACUCACCUCCUGUCAUUAAUAAAAUUAAGAUUAUAGGUAUACUAAAGCUAGCAUAAUCUACAAUUUUAUAACAUGACAGGAGGCUUCGUAUUUGCUGUUUUAACACUCAGUCAACAAAUCCAACGCUGUUUGUUUCACUGGUACCUAUUCCUGGAGAUAUCAGAGGAUUCCUAAAUGAACGUCCCACUGCGAUAAAUGACCGUAGCCGGAUCGAUGAAGAUGCCAGCUGACGAAGCAUCCUAAUUACGGAAAAAACACCAUCCGCUGAUAGAUCCAUUGUACGUAGGAUUGCGACCUGUUUCCUAGUAACCGGUCUGUGAGCUGCCAGCUGACCCAUUAGCCAUUUCCUGUAGUUGUAAAAUGUCGAAGGUCAUUUGCGGACCUAGGGCCGUGAGACGAAAUUGGCACCAUGUCUCGACUCUUGAUGCGUAAGGUGGUUCCUCCGAUCUUGCCAGGGCCAUCUGGUGAUGUGUCCUUGCAGGUGGAUCUCCAAUUCCAAGAAACGCUCCCAAGUCCACCACCAAUUCCGUAAUAUAACCGAGUAGGAUCUUCCGUUCCCUCAUGGUCUACCCGGUGAAAUGUCUCAUCCGAUAAUAAGUUUAUUAUGCCGUCAAGUGUGUGGUCAAACUAGCUGUAUCCUAAGAGAUUCCAAUAUUCCAAAUGGACUGUGUAAUCCUCGGUUGCGGUAGAGAAAGGACUCCAAAAGAACGUCCAAUCAGGGUCCCAAACUGAACUUGUGUGUUUGACUAUUCUGGGAAUAGUGAGUCCCGGAAAUAUUCAAAGGGAUGGGAAACGUAAACCAGAGUUGAGAUCUCCAUCCAGAUAUGUCAUCGCCUGAGAGCGAUAAGAUAUACGGAUCCAAUGGUGAUUAGGACCAGUAUAACAACGAAGAGUCCUCACGUGUUGUAGUGAGAGAAUGAAAUAAUCCGAUUAUCCGUAGUACGAUCCUGUUCCAUACCCGACCUGUCAAAACCCGCGCAGGGUUUUCUGGUCUACAUGCCCCCUACAAGAUAGGGGUAAAAUAUGGUGAGACCCCUAGGUCCCCGUACCUCUGACUGUUCUGGCACUUAUCUCCCAGAGUAGGCCCUAAGUCAAGGGACCCAGAAAUGUGAGUUUGAUAACCAAAGUCUCCCUAUAGAGGGAUACCUCCCUUCUUAGCUUGGAAUCCCGUGAACACAUAGCGUUCUCCAAUACGCAGGCAAGGCGUAAAUUCGUUUCGCUCACAACAGAUGACUCCAGAGAGCAGAUAUAAUGGAAAAACAAGGGUCUAGCUUCAACUAUUCGAAUCAUGUGUUGUCCCGUUAAGAAUGUCGGCAGCCCUAACUGGGUCUGCUACACAUCCAGAGCCGUACUCCAGCGGUAGGUUGCUACCCGACUUUGACGUCCGUGUAUGUGUCGGGGCACACCGGGAAUCUCCAUAGAGUCUCGUAGGUACCCUUGAUGGUAGUUGAAACAAAUGGGUUAGCGAGAACCCAAACCAACCCGUAGGGGGUUAUAGAGCCCUCCAUCUCCGAGCCAUGUUCUCCAGAUAUGUGUUCAGAGGGGUAAAGGCAAUCCUGUCAUCUUAUCCCAAGGUUGUAACAAGACCGGGGUUUCCGGUCUUUCCAUGUGUACGGUGUGCCUGCAGAAUGCAACUGCCUGUCUUAUAUAGUGCAGAGUAUACCAAAACCCGCACUCUUGUAAAAUCUGAGGUUCAUCCAAUAACCGUACCGUCCCCAGGAGUGUGUGUAAAUAAGCGGGAGUCUCCCCAUUAUGCCUCUGAGUAUUACUCUCGUUUGGUACAGUGGUCCGGAUCCAGUAGAUUCAUUACAGGAGGUGUAAUGGAGGGAUCCUGUCUAAAUAUAUCUAUCCUGUAUGAUCAGGCUGCCCUCUAUAAUGAAAUCGGUAGCAUGGUCGUUAGAUCUAAUUGAAUGCAGGAGGGACGCCGCUCUAUGCAGUCCUCGUUGUCCUGUACAGGUACAAGCCUGUGAGAAGAACAAAUGGACGGCACCGUAGUGCAUUGAGUGUAUAAGAGAGCUGCGCUCUCUAAUAGUGUGACCGAACUCCGUGUCAGCGUCCGGCUGAUAGUCUGAGCGGGCCGCACCCGUUAAUAACCAAACAAUCCACCUCUGGUUUGUCACUCAAAACAAGUCCUCUGUAUCCAGCUCAGUAUCGGGCUGAAGUUUAGGGAGGGCCGCGCCCUCUAAUAAUAUAUCAGUGUCCGGUUCCGUAUAUUGGAGGGGUUCGCUCUCUGUUCGUGAAAAUAAAAUAUUAUUCACGGAUCGAGGUGAUGGAGGGUUGCACCCUCUUGUCAUCCAAAUUAGAGUUCCCUAGAGACUCAGGGUGACCAACUGUAGGGGUACACUAUUUACUAAUAACAGCAUAAGACUGAGAUCCUGAGGUGGGUCUCUCUCUGACCACGAGACCUCUUCCGGAAUCGUUCACUUGAGAUGGAAUCGACUGGUAAUAAACCAGACCGAUGGCAGAUGGAAAAGUAUAUAACUUCGGGCCGUGUCCAUCCUUAAAAACCGAAAGGGAUGGUGCGAAAGUGCCACCUUCGGAAACAAUGAUGGAAACUACCAACUGACCACCCGGAUCCCGUGCGCACGAGCGCGGGGUCCUGGAGGACCGUCGGUAGCCUGAGGAAAGCUGGAGACGUUCUCAGCAAUCCAUGAGAGCCUGGGAGGUCGGAGGAGGUCAAGUCAGGCCUCUCGACAACCCGAGCGAUAGAACAAUUGGAAGGUUCGACAACCAAGAAAUGACAAUUAACGUGGAUAACGGUAAAUACGUACCUCGGAGAGAGGGUAAAUUGCAGAUAGGAACAGCAAGUCAAGUAGACCCAACUGAAAGGGUCAGGAGCUAAACAGGACUUAGGACCAACUACCAAUACCUAAGAUGUAUACCGUAAAGGCAGCUAAACGGUUAGUUGCGAAAGGUAAGGAAACCGGUUCCCCUGUUGGCGUCCGAGCACUGGUCCCUGCAUGUGCGAAAUUUUCCUUGGAGAUGUUACGCUGCUGAACUGGCGUAAACCGUGGUUGCGUGUCCGGGAAUCUUCAUAAAAUCUUUGUCGCUUAGGCAUGAGGUUUAGGGCCUUCACCCUUCCAAUCAUACUUAGGUGCUCGUAUACUGGUGUCCUCUUGGAUGGUAUGGCAGCAGAGCUUACCUGGACACCUAUCACCAUGUCAAUAGUGGGUGUUGAGCACUCCUCAGUGUUAUUCCCCAAGACCUACGGCCAAAAGGGGUUCAGGCACAGACAGAGCAGGCCCGUCAGAAGGGCAAAUACAUAGCAGACCAAUCAAUGGGGCACAGACGUAGCAGACCAAUCAAUGGGGCACAGACGUAGCAGACCAAUCAAUGGGGCACAGACGUAGCAGGCCAAUCAAUGGGGCACAGACGUAGCAGGCCAAUCAAUGGGGCACAGACGUAGCAGGCCAAUCAAUGGGGCACAGACGUAGCAGGCCAAUCAAUGGGGCACAGACGUAGCAGACCAAUCAAUGGGGCACAGACGUAGCAGCCAAUCAAUGGGGCACAGACGUAGCAGGCCAAUCAAUGGGGCACAGACGUAGCAGGCCAAUCAAUGGGGCACAGACGUAGCAGGCCAAUCAAUGGGGCACAGACGUAGCAGGCCAAUCAAUGGGGCACAGACGUAGCAGGCCAAUCAAUGGGGCACAGACGUAGCAGGCCAAUCAAUGGGGCACAGACAGAGCAGGCCAAUCAAAGGGGCACAGACAGAGCAGGCCAAUCCUGGGUUGUGUCUGAACGAGUAAGAAAGGACCCCUGCGCUCGGGCAGGGUCCCCCCAAACAUCCGUAAAUCUUCAGGGUACCCUGUGACAUAGGGCCCCUAGACGCCAACCCUUUUGACAGUGCAAUUUUGGGUCAAUAAACCUGAACUGGGACUAGCAUUCCCUAAAUGCCCAGCAGGCAGAAUAGUGGUAUUCCAGCUGUAGCGGAUACAGGCUGAAGAUGUUCCAGUGAUUAUAGUGUCCAUAUAAUCAAGACAUACAGCAUGAUUAAUUUAUAACUGUGAAUGGAUUAUGCACAUGAAGCUGCAGACCUGUUUGAGAUUUCUUCAUCAAUAUAUGUCUCAUCAGUAUGCCAUCUGAAUAGAAUUAGAGUCAGCAUAGACUGGUCUCUCAUAUCAGUUUGAGCCAGAGCCAGGUCUGCUUAUUUUUUUUAUAUUUGCCCUGGAUAGAAAUUAUCUUACUAGAGUAGUCUGGUCUCUGUCUCUAUGGAUGGACCAGGUACAUAUAUACUGAAGCAUAGGGGCUGGAACCUGACCCUAAUUGUGCAAUAUAAAAGCUUCACGCGUCCUUUGUAUAAUAUAAAAUCCAACAACAACAAAAAUAUAUCAGCACACCUGAUCCACGUGUGUAAUUACACAGCAGAUUGGAUUCUUGCUGUACAGGGGAUUUGAACUCAUGGAGGAAGAUUCCCAGAGCAAGUCGGUAACCACUGAGCUACCAUAAGUAACCUACAAUUGUGUGCUUACUCUUGACCUAAUAGGAGGCAGAUAAUGCCUCCCAUUAGGUCAAGGAUAAUGAGAAGAGAGUAAGGAGAAAAACCCUAUCAAAGAAAUUGAGCUGCAUGACUUCUGGCUCUGUAUGCGCAAUGUUACAGAGCCAGACCCCAGUGGUAAAGAAAACUCUAUGUCCGACCACCGUGGGAGGAGGAGGCGCACCCUCCUCUAGCUGGUCGGAUGCACACAGUCCUUGGAAGUAGCCGCGCGGCGAGAUGACCACGUAUGUGAGCAGUCCGGCCGCCGGGUACUCGUGCCCGACCGCGAGAUACCCCGGGCGCCGGCAGGUUCACCCUGGAGCUCGAGGGAUCAGAGGAGUAGCCAAAAGGCUAGUCUCCUGAAACCCCGAGCAAAGCGCCCGUAGCCCGCGUGGAGGGUAACCGCGGGGCACUAGAGAGUAGGGUGGGGGGGGGAAGGGUGAAAACAAAGGGGGUAGCUGAAGGGUAUCCCCAGUAAGCCCCCCAUUAAAACCACCACAUUUAGAGGGGACUUCCCCAAAGAAACAGAGGAAGCCCAAAGACAGCAAAAGGGCAGAAACCCCAAACCAAAUAACAAAAAAACUAACUAAACAUUAUAUAUAUAUAUAUAUAUAUAUAUAUAUAUAUAUAUAUAUAUAUAUAUAUAUAUAUAUAUAUAUAUAUAUAUAUAUAUAUAUAUAUAUAUCUCAUAAAAUAAAUAUAUAGAUAUAAAAUGAAAAUUAAAUAUAAUAUACAAGAAGUGUGUGUGUGUGUGUAUAUAUAUAUAUAUAUAUAUAUAUAUAUAUAUAUAUAAUAUGAAAAUUAAAUAAUAUAAUAUAUAUAUAUAUAUAUAUAUAUAUAUAUAUAUAAUAUGAUAACUAGAAUAGUAAAUAUAAAUCAUAAAUAAAUCAUAAUAAAACCCAAAGCCACCCACUAUAAGCAGGAGGCAAUGGUACUCUGACCUGUACUGACAGCAAAGAAAGAGGAAAUGAUGCAUGGGGAGGGGAGUUUUAUAGUACCUAACUUUUUUUUUUCUGAUUGGUUGUUUUUCUGUGCUGCUGUGGAGUUCUAGUAAAGAGAGACUUAAGCAAAUACGAAGCCUCCUGUCAUGUUAUACAAUUAAUACAUUUUUAUCAAUAAUAAAGACCCACGGGUCAAAAUGUUGAUCUCUUGACCACAACACGAAUUUGAUUCAACAAAAUCCAUUGAGUUCUCUUAUUUAUUUAAUAUAUAUAUAUAUAUAUGUAAAGGACGGCUUGCACUCACGGUCUUUUUAAGAUAAAAAAUAUUCCUUAUUAGAAGUUAUUCCAUAAAAUCAUCGAUGUUUCAACCCUCGUUCGGGGCAUUCCUCAGGAUUAAUAAUCAAUGUGUGUGUGUGUUAAGGAAUAUUAAGAUACCUUUUUCUUUGUUUUAGAAUGGCCAUUUCCUGUGAUCACGAUUAGCUUAAACAGACAUACCCCACUAGGUGCAGCCUUUGGCCCUGUUCCAAGACGAAUUCCCUGCUCAGUGCUUAUAAUUCUACAAGACUUGCAUUUGUGCCUGACCAAAUGUCACUGGGGCCCCAUAACAUGUGCAGUCAUCUGUGUGAAAUCUGAGCUUACACACAUUAGGCUAUCUCAAGCACUUUGUUGAUUGACUUUUUUUUUUUACUCAAGUCCUAUCCUCUCUACUUGAUCUACUCUCUCAAUGCCACACUACCAACUCUGCCUGAUAUUCGUUUUGGCUGCAAUUUAAUUCACAUUCAUAUGGAUGGAGUUACUACAUAUAUAUAUAUAAUAUGUAUGUAUGUAUAUUAUUUUAUUAUUUAUAUAGUGCCAUCAGAUUUCGUAGCGCUGUACAAUGGGUGGACUAACAGACAUGUAAUUGUAACUAGACAACUGGACGUACAGGAACAGAGAGGUGGAGGGCCCUGCUCAAUGAGCUUACAUUCUAGAGGGAAUGUGUAUGUAUGUGUGUGUGUAUAUAUAUAUAUAUAUAUAUAUAUAUAUAUAUCUAUCCAUACACACACACACAUAUAUAUUUAUAUAUCUCCAUUCAUAUGAAUAUGUGAAUUAAAUUGCAGCCCAAACUAAUAUUAGGAAGAGUUGGUAGUGUGGUGUUGAGAGAGUGGGACAAAUAAAGAGAGUAGGACUUGAGUCCUUUAAUAUAUAAAUAGCACAAACCAAGCCUCAGUAGCAAGCCAUGAACCAACCUCCUGCUGAUGAGUUGCAUUAACAACAAAACGGCUGUCCAUGAGUGGUUCACUGGCUUUGCAUCUUUUCCCGAGUUGUGUUUCUAAGCUGUUAAAUACAGCAAAAAUAAGCUCCAAGGAAUCCAUGUUUAAAAUGAAAUAAUGAGGCAAAAAGGUUAUUCUUUGUUGAGCUAAUUUGCAUUUGCCUGCCCAGAAUCCUUUGUGGUAGUAUCAUCACUGCAAAUUUGAGAUUUCUGUGUAAAUCUUAUAACUUGACUGGUAGGUGCAGAUCUGUGUUUAACCAUGUAUUGACUAUAUAUUUAUAGUGAGUGUGUGUGUGUGUAUGUAUAUAUAUUAUAAAAAAUACAGAAUCCAGCGCACUCGCUUAUUCACUAAACAAUGAUUUCAAGUUUUAUUUAAAACCACCUCACCUAGGCAAAAAAUGAUGGGGGUUUAGUUACAUUAUCCACUUACUUGGGAAAUGCUUUUCUACUUAAGUGGAUUACUUCCCAAGUAAGUGGAUUAAUCUCAUUAGAGCUAGCAUUAGGCUGUUACUACGAUAAGACCUGCCGAAUAUGGGGUACCUUGACGUAGUGGCAUGCUUAUGCAAUGUAUGAUCAUAUAAUGUAACUAAACCCCCAUCAUAGGUGAGGUGGUUUUAAAUAAACAUUUUACAAUCUCUAAGAUUUGAAAUCAUUGUUUAGUGAAUAAGCGAGUGCGCUGGAUUCUGUAUUUUGUAUAUUUUAGCCCCAGCAGCACCCUAUAAUGUAUGCAUGUUCAGGUGAGUGCAGCCCUCUUGGGGGGGGGGUGUGUGUGUGUGUGUGUGUGUGUGUGGGGGAGGGAGGUGUGUGUGUGUGUAUAUAUAUAUAUUCUUUUUAACAAAUGCUUCUUCUGUGCCUGAAAAUAUACACAAUUAAUCUGUAAAUUGUCGUUGAUAAAGCCUAAACACACCCUACGGUUUGCAUACCUCUCUGUGUCUGUGGAGUUGUGCAGUUAAUUGUCUUUAGUAUUUCUGUAACGUAAGUAAAUAUCUGCCGCUUUCUUGUAAUUCUGUUUGGUAUUUUUAGGUAGAGGAAGAGAAAAGAAAGAAAAAAGAAGCCGCCGCAAAGAAGAAACAGGAACAGGAGGUAAUAAUAUUCAGAUAAAUUCUAAUUUUUUACUCAUAUUUUCAAAACUUCAGUGUUUUAAUUAACAGCAAGACAGAAUGUUUGGUAUACACUUUGCAAGGUAUCGAACAAUGUUUAGGUCAGGGGACCUGUUGGCUGUCACCCAGAGCUGGGCGGUGUGCAAAAGACCUAUGCUGUUGGCACAGAAGAGUUAUUUACCACCACCUAUUUCUGGUUUGACUGUACCCUAGAUAAGACACUCUGCCUAUUUUAGAUAUGGAAUGACCUUUUCUGGGCUGUGCAUUGUAUUUUAUGGGUAGGUACACCGCUAAUGAACCAAUAUGGGUAUGGCUGGCAUGCUGACUAAACAUUGCGGGGCAUUUACUACACUAUUAUUACCCCAGUCUAUUAAAUCACUCUAUAGGAGUAUUUCACAACCAGUAACUUAAAGACUUUCUGUUUGCAUACUGGUAGCCAUUUUGAUUUCACUCAUUCUCUAUUAGCAUUGUAUUAAGACCAGGAACAGAUGGAUGUGAACAUGCUAUUCAAUACUAAAAAAAUGAUUUGUUAUUUGGGAAUAAAUGGUAGCUGCUUGCCUCUUGCACCAUGUCUUAUACCCAUUCUAUUCAUACAGGCCGCAAAACUUGCAAAGAUGAAGAUCUGCGCGAGUGAGAUGUUUAAAGCUGAAACUGACAAAUACUCCAAAUUUGAUGAAACUGUAAGUGGCCAAUGUGUCUGUCUGUGAUUCUCUAACUCGGCAUGUAUGUGUCUUGCACUAUUCCAGAUCAGGCAAACUAAAACAGUCACAAGAUAAUGGAUUAUUAAUAUUACUAUUUACAAAGCUAUAAACUACAUAUAGUUUUAGCACUAUUUUAUAGCUUUAUACUAUUAAAUAGUGCAAUUCUGGUAUCAAAGUGAAUGAAUAAAAACUUGCAUUUAAAAGAGCCUUUUAAAAUAAUAAGGGCUCCAAAUGUGUGGAUUUCUGUGCCCUUGAGGUGGCAGCAAAACCUUCUUUAAUGAUGGUGUAAUUAAGCAUUUCCAGAAGUUUAUAUCAAAUGAAAUACAAAAAAGGACAGACAAACGGUGCAAUAUUGUUUGGGUUAAAAACACUUAAAACAAAUCGCCCCUAGUUAGGAGCCCAUAAUGACUGACCCCAAGCUUUCAGACUUAUUGUCAAAUAUGGGGUGACAAUGCCCUCUUUGGAACCCAGAGUGCAUUUAAAUAUAGACAGAGAAAUAGAAAUACAGCCUAGGAACACUCUAGACAGGGGGGUAACUCUCUGCUGUCUCAUUUAGGAGAACUUUUGGGGGGGUUAGUCCUGGUGCCCACGAAGGCACAUGGGGAAUUUGUAGCUUUCAGUCCUAGGACGGUACUAUUUUAGUCUUCCUCUCAUCCAUUCUCCUUAUAUGAUAUUAUGUUCUCUAUUUAUUGGUAUUUCUAACAUUCUAUCAGGAACUUUAGGGACCAUUAGACUAUUUGGUUGGUACCUCUCUGUAUCUUUACUGUUAUUUUACGUACGCUACCUAGUACCAUCGAGCUUUUUUACAGCUGCUAGAAUUUUUCGCUUGAUAACUGUGUACUCAGUUGGUAACAUCGAUGCUCACAGUACAGUUAGCAAUAUUGUUAUUUUUGUAGCAGUACUAGAUAUUGCAGUACAUCCAUCUGCAAUUGCUUUACACUAGCUUUGCUGUGUACGGCUAGGAUCAUUACUGCUUUCUUUAGAUCUGAUACUGAUAUUAGCAACCCAGCAUCGGACACACGUUAAUUAACUCUCCUUUUCGUUUUUCCACUCUGCACAGACGUGUGCAGUUUGCCAUUUGUGCUAUCUGAGACAUCAGAAUAUCUCCUUAUUAAGGUUAUAUCAUUUUGAUUUUAUUAGUUCACUAGUGUUCCAUUUUUCGAUCUCUCAGUAUUUAUAUUCAAUAAAGAUAUUUGUUAUUUUCAUUUUAUUUAUUUAUUCAAAUAUGUACUUCUUUUGUACAGUUUGUAUGUAGUGAUAGUUUUUCCCUUUUUUCCAUAGGCACUCUUUCCAUCUCUCCUUCAUAUUCAUUUAAAUAUAGUAACAACUAUAUCAAUUAAAAUCAAUAAUAAACACAGGAAUCCUUCUUCCGAGAUGCUUUUAGUCUGUCCAUUAGACUUUCUCAAUUGGUAUCCUGUUUGGUUUGGGUCCCCACUCUUGCAGAGUAUUGCGUUAAUUGGGCCCCCCUAAUCUAUAGAAAAUAACUAGCUAAACUAUAGAGAAUCAUUUUACAUUAAUUAACUAGAGCCCUGGACAUUUGCCAGUGUUUGAGAAGGAGCAGAAAAACACUAUAAAUAUCUCCCCUGAAUUGGUGACAUUUGUAAGCUGUGUCACCAAACCUUUCCUAGUGAUCCCUUAUUAAUUUGUUAAAUGAGGAGAAGGAAUAGAAAUAUUGUUUGAUUUCUCCAAUUCUCUAUUUGUAUUUUCUGUGCUGAUUGUCAGGUGCUAAAGACUGAGCUUGUACUAAUGAUUGACAGGGAACUAAGAUGGAGGCACCCAGUUGCAGGGUAAAGACAGGUGGAUUUCAAAUAUCAUGUUUAGUUUUCACAUCUCACAAAUUACAGAUUAAUUUCUCAUAAUACCAAAAUUUCAGGGAAGUAACAAUUCUCUUUAACAUAACAUAAAUUAUCAAUCACAACCAGUUCACAUUCUGUAAAAAUCAUCCCCUGUGUUAAGCCUAUUCUUAGCAUUUGUCAAGCACAGAUGGAUUUCCUCCGUUAUCUAAAUAAUGUAUCAAUAUCUAUGGUAAAGCAGUCCUGGACUUGAUGGCAUGUUGUUUCAUACAAGGAAAUCCUGUCUGUAUUUUUGUCACAUUCAUGGAUUAUAAGACACAAUAGCCAUAUUCUCGAACGCUGCUAUUUACCAGUUCUCUGCAAUUUCUGGUUUAGUUAAUACACUAUAUAGUCUCAGAAAUAUUAACAAGGUUAUAAACUAACUGUGAAUUGUUGAAAAUUGCAAAAUGUCGGUGUGUAAUAACUCAAUUAGAGAAUCUCAAUAAAGUUGUUAUGGGGGUAGGAGUGCCUGGACGCUGUCUUACUUUCAGAGAUAAGACCGUUUUUUAAUGGUUUUCCCCUGGUGUUAGACAGCUCUGACUCUAACAGUCAGAGUCUUCCUCAGAGACCAGGCAUAAGCAGAGAGCAUCUCAUUGAUCUUAAAGGUAUAGGCAGGCCAAGAACAUCUCGUUGAUCUUAAAGGGAUAGGCCAAGAACAUCUCGUUGAUCUUAAAGGGAUAGGCCAAGAACAUCUCGUUGAUCUUAAAGGGAUAGGCCGAGAACGUCUUGUUGAUCUUAAAGGGAUAGGCCGAGAACGUCUCGUUGAUCUUAAAGGGAUAGGCCGAGAACGUCUCGUUGAUCUUAAAGGGAUAGGCCGAGAACGUCUCGUUGAUCUUAAAGGGAUAGGCCGAGAACGUCUCGAUCUUAAAGGGAUAGGCCGAGAACGUCUCGUUGAUCUUAAAGGGAUAGGCCGAGAACGUCUCGUUGAUCUUAAAGGGAUAGGCCGAGAACGUCUCGUUGAUCUUAAAGGGAUAGGCCGAGAACGUCUCGUUGAUCUUAAAGGGAUAGGCCGAGAACGUCUCGUUGAUCUUAGAGGGAUGCUAUAAAGGGAUUCUCCCACUGCUCUUUAUAAUAUUGUACAUAUUCUACUUGACACCUUUGUUUUCUCUUCUGCAUUUCUAGGGUUUUCCCACACAUGAUACAGAAGGCAAGGAACUAAGCAAGGGUCAAGCCAAAAAACUCAGGAAACUUUACGAAACUCAAGAAAAGUUACACAAAGAAUAUUUGCAAAUGGUUCAAAAUGGAAAUGCGGAUUGAAAAAAUGGAACCCUUCUUAAUGCUCUUCAUGAUAGGGUGUCUUGUGAAUUAGCAAUCUUUUUGUAAGACGGUAACUGUAUAUACACUGACAUCCUAGUCCCUGAUGACGACCAUAUUUAUGAAGUAAUGUUAAGAUAUGUAUUUACACAGACCCUGAGUGGCCUCACAGACUAGCUCCAAUACUGUAUGAAUCGGGUGUCAUAUUUACAAAGGCCCAAAGCAAAGUCAGCUGUAACCACUUCGGAGCUAUAGGAAUCCUCAAGUUCUUUCAAGUUGCACCACUUGUUUUGAACUGUCAAUGGCAAAUAAAUUGUUUAACAAAUGUCUGUUUUCUUUUUCUCUUUUCAUAGCGUUUAGUGUUUUGUAACAAUAUAGAGAAGUCUUCUUAAGAGGAAUAGAACUCUUUGUGAUAUUAUGUAUGUAUUUACAGCAGCGUUUUAGUGGCUCUUGGGAAAAAUGGGCCGAUGUCCAAGUCUGAACCUUUCUGCAACAGAAGUGGAGCAAUCGCUAUGGAAACCUUCUGAUUCCUUGACGUUUAGAAGUUUGUCACACAGUUCCUACUUAUACAUAACCCAACUUGUGUGAGGUUCUUUAACUCGCAAAGUAGGGGAGGCUGGAAAGUAGAUCCACCGCUUCUGGAAAAAAAUCAUUAUUUUGAAUCCUCAAUGGGAUUGUAGCACUUCAGUAACUGGCAGGCCACAACUGCUUUAAAUGAGUUUUGUGCAGAUAAUUACAACUGGAUAAUUAAAAGAACUGUCACUUCCCAGAAUCUUCAAUAUUAUGUUUACUUAUUCCCUACAUGUAACAACUAUUUGUGACGUAUGAAAAAUAAAAUUAAAUGUAGAAAUCAAAUCAA